This is a messenger RNA of Pelobates cultripes (western spadefoot toad), 67675 nucleotides long. Lineage: Eukaryota; Metazoa; Chordata; Amphibia; Anura; Pelobatidae. The record is from the annotation of a GenBank genome assembly.
GUCCAACAUGGCUUCGCGGGUAGGUCGACGCCGUCUCUGACGUCACUACUCUGCGUCCUGUCUGUAUCACAGUCCGUCUCCUGUCUCCAGACGGAUCGCCUUGUACCGGGAGCCGCUCUUAAAGGGGCCAUGUACCGCGAGGGAACCCCGGUGCCUAGUGGGGGGGUAAGACACAGUACGGGGCAGGGCUUAAAAGACCAAUAGUUCAAGGAAAGCACCCACAAAGACACCUGUCACUUGGGGGUAUAACGGGGGGGAGGGGGCAAGUAAAUAAGAGGGGAGCUAGAAAUCUAUGGGCACCUAACACUACAUUGUGCAUCGGGCAUGCGUGUAAACAACACGUAUCACCCAAAACUAGUGCUUCUUAAACCAUAUGGGUGGGAGAUCAAGAUACUGAGCCUUGCAUAAUUAUAUAUAUAUUACUGAAUUAAUAGAUAUUAAGGACAAACACAUCGAAACAAGGGUGGGCUAGUUAUAAUUAUUAGGAAAUGCAUAUUACUCCAAAUAUUAUUCUGAAUGGUUAUUUGAGCUAUUGUCCAGCAGCUCUGGAUGGUUAUUGUAGGGUGUUUGGACAAUAUAAAGGUGUUAUUUUGUUAGUUUAUUUUUUAUUUUUUGGCAGGGGCUUUUUUGUUGAGUUUGACUUUUCACUAAUGAGAUGGUUGUCGUAUGUAGUGAUAUUUUCUGGCAGAAGAAAAAAGUUUGUGAAAUAUGUAUGAAUAGCAUAUUUGGGGAGAAAGUGGUAAAUAUGGAGUAAUAGGACCUUUUUUUUUAAUAUGGUAAAUUACCACAUAUUCAGUUAUAUUCUCCCUCUCUCCCUCCCUACCUCCCUCCCCUAAAAGAUUUAAAUCUAUGAUCUGUGUAUACUUGAAUCUUGGAAUAACAGGCUAAUAUUGUAAUAUUUAUUUUAAGGUUUUCCUUGGGAUGGUGAUGCACAGAAUAACAUGCACACACAUCACCAUGUAAGUCUUGGGUUGCUUUCAGUUUCCAGAGCAAACCUGUCUUGGACUUGCGUAUAUUAAUAAAAAAAAUAUAUAUAAAUAUAUAUAUAUAUGUAUAUAUGUAUGUCAAACUGCUCCUAAACAGUUUGUUAAACUGCUGCAUGAUACCCAAGGGCUCUGGCCAACAUAUUUACUGUAGCACACCUUAGAAGUUAUGUUGCUGGCUUUUCGAAGAGCAAAACCAAAUGUUUGAUGUCAUGAGUGAGUUUACCCCAGGUGUAUACAUAAAUAUGUACAGUCAUGAGAGAAAAAAGUACUCCCUCUUUGAAUUCUAUGAUUUUGCAUAUUUGGACAUAAUAAUCAUGUUCUUUAGCAGGUCUUAAAAUUAGGUAAAUACAUCCUCAGAGGAAGAAUCACAUGACAUAUUACGCUGUAAAAUCAUAGAUUUCAAAGAGUUUACUUUCUUUAUCACACAACUUUAUAUUGUUUUGUUGCUGCAUUUUGCUCCAAUAUACAAUAUGCAACAUUGUCCUAAGGUUCCUAUAUUAAAUAUCAGAUUGAACGGUAAGCCAGUUCUGAUCUAAGAUAAUUUGGUUGUUUGCAAAAGCCAUGUUUUGUUAUUUUGACUAUAUUUACCUUCAGGUCAGUUGUCUAGUUUGAAGAAAAAAAAAAAAGUCCAAGUUCAAUCAUGAAGUCAAUUCUUUUAAGCUGUUUGUUGUUAAAAUUGGCAAAAUCUCUAUAUACUUUUGCUAAUUUGCCUAUUCAUAAACAACAAAAUUGGAAGCAAAUUAUUUAAAUAUAUUAAAGGGACACUAUCGUCACCAGAACAACUACAGCUUAUUGCAUUUGUUCUGGUGAGUAAAAUCAUUCCCUUCAGGCUUUUUGCUGUAACCAGUGUAUUUUCAGAGAAAUGGAGUGUUCACAUUACAGCCUAGGGAUAACUCCACUGGCCACUCCUUAGAUGGCUGCUAGAGGGGCUUCUUUAAGCAAUCCUGCCAAGUGUGCAUCACAACAUUCAGUGUCUCUACCCUUUGCAUGCAGACACUGAACUUUCCUCAUAGAGAUUCACUGAUUCAAUUCAUCUCUAUGAGGAGAUGCCGAUUGGCCAGGGCUGUGUUUGACUUGUGAUGGCUCUGCCCCUGAUCUACCUCCUUGACAGUCUCAGUCAAUCCUAUGGAUAAGUAUUGUGAUUGGCUCAGACCACCACUUCUGAUGAUGUCAGCAGACAUGGGCAGUUCCCAGGCAAACAUGGGCAGAGCCAGCAGCUUCAGACUUGAAUACAAGUAAGAUUUUACUAUAUUAAGUGGUGGCAAGAGGGAUCCAGGGCGGCUAGAUGGUGGUUUUAACACUAUAGGGUCAGAAAUAUGUUUGUGUACCUGACCCUAUAGUGCUCCUUUAACGAGAAGUGGUUGCCAAUUCUCUUUGUACGGACCAAUGAAUUUCAUACAAAACCUUAAAGGGAGCCUAUAGUACUUUAAUUUAACAUUUGUUUUUUGGGACUGUAGGUUCCCUUUUGCUAAUGGCAAUAACUCCUCUAGUGGCUGUCAUUAGAGGCACUCCCUGGUGUUUUCACAGAGUUUUACUACGUGAUAUGGCGCUGGGCGUCCAUACACUUUACAUGAGGGCAUUCAUGGUCUUAAAAAACAAAAACAAAAAAACAUAAAAGCAUUGAUUCAAUGCUGUCCUAUGGAGAAGCCCUAAUGUGCGUGCAGUGCUCACCACACAUGCUCAUUAGGUCCUCCAUCACCGACGUUUAAGAAGCAUAAUUCUGUGAUCCAGUGCCACGCAGAUGGACACUAACUGUAUUCCUAAUACUAUAGUGUCCGUUUUAGGGAUCGACCGAUUAUCGGUCUGGCCGAUAUUCAGUAUUUUCAGCAAUAUCGGUAUCGGCGAGAUUUACACAGGAUAGCUGAAGAAGCUGCUGGGAAGGUAAGUAAACGCUACCUGCGGGGCCCCUCUGUACUUUCCAUGCCACUGGACCACCAGGGAAUGAUAUAUCCCCCCCUCCCUGGCCAAGUAAUAAGCUGGGAGGGGGGGACUAACAAAUAAAUAAUAAUUACAUAUUUAAAAAAAAAAAAAAAGUUUUAAUAAAAAAUGCCCCAUCAAUUACAUACCUACACAAACACACACACUCCAUUAUAUACACAUAAACAUGUGUAUGUGUAUGUAAUGCAGUGUGUUUAUAUAAUGCACACUACACAAACACUCUGCAUUAAAUAAACACACUACACAAACACACUGUAUAUAUAAUGCAGUGUGUGUGUGUGUUUUAGUGUGUGUAUAUAAUGAAGUGUGUGUGCAGUGUGUUUAUAUAAUGCAUACUACACAAACACACUGCAUUAUAUACACACACUAUGCAAAUAAACACUGCAUUCACUAAAAAACACACUACACAAAUACACACACUUUGCAUUUGGUAUAUACAGCAUUCCCUUUACGCACACACUGCAUUCAUUUUACGCACACUACCCACACACUGCAUUCACUAUACACACUACACAAACACUCUGCAUUCAUUAUAUACACACUACACAAAUACACACUGCAUCCACUACACACAUACUACACAAAUACACACUGCAUCCACUACACAAACACACACAGCUCCCCUAUCUAAACACACUGCAUCCACUACAUAUGGCAUGUAUAUUUUGUGCACUUACCUUUAGAAAUAGUUUGUUUUUUUUCAAAAUGGUAAAUGUACAGAAUAUCGGUAAGUUAUCGGCUAUCAGCCUGAAAGUUCGAUAUGAAGUAGUGUGAAUGACUUUACUGACUCUAUAAGCCCACUGAGAUACCCUUGAACAUUUUCCCAACCUUGCCUCACAAUUGGCGUCAAGCUAUAACUGUUUCAAAAUAAAUUUUAAACUAUUUUGGACCCAUACAUCUCAGUCCACUUUUAGAGAACCCAGUGACCAUCACUGGAAUUUUAUCAACUGAAUUAAUGUGAAUUGAACCAAGUGAAGGGGCCAAAACAAAUUAAGCACUUGGGCACUUUAUGAAUGUCACUUAUUUUUAUUUAUUUUUUCACUUUGAUUGUGGGAUAUAUGUAUGGCUGUGCAUUAUGGAAGCUAUAGUAGACAACGUCUUGGGUGCCGAAAUGUUGCAUUCCCGUGUAUGUGUUCUGAUCUCGCAAAGACAGACAGAUAAUAUAUAUAUAUAUAUAUAUAUAUAUCUCUGUCUCUGUUGUGGAGGAGAAUAGAAGAUCAUUACAUAUGUCGCCAGCGCUCAAUGUGUACUGACGACAGAUGUCAUCUUGGCACAGAAUUGACAUUAGGCAUCUUCCGGGCUGCCUAAGUCAUGUGUGCUGGAAGCUAGUUGCACCACUGGCACGCAAGUUUAGAUAUCUCUGUAUGCAGGGCCGCCAUCAGAAAAUUUGGGGCCCAUGACAAAGCACAAGGUCUGGGCCCCCCCCCCCCUCCUCGCGGGCCCGCCCACGCCCUACCUAGUCCGCCCACAAUGAUGCAGGACUGAAUGUGGUGUGUGUAUAGUGGAAGUGAAUUAGAAUGUGUGUAAUGGAUGUAGUGUUUGUGUGUAUUAGAUACUGUUUGUGCAAUGAAUGCAGAGUGUGUGUUUGUGUAGCGGAUGCAGUGUGUAUAGUGAACGCAGAGUGUUUUUGAGUAGUGGAUGUAGUGUGUGUACAGUGAUGUAGUGUGUGUACAGUGAUGUAGUGUGUGUUUGUGUAGUGGAUGUAGUGUUUGUAUGUACUAGAUGAAAUGUGUUUAGUGGAUGCAGUGGUGUCUGUAGUGUGUGUAUUAGACGCAGUGUCUGUGUAUAGUGAAUGCAGAGUGUUUCAAUUUGUGGUGGAUGUAGUGUGUGUACUGUGAAUACAGGAUGUUUGUGUAGUGGAUGCUGUGUGUACAGUUAAUGCAGAGUGUAUGUUAGUGUAGUGAAUGCAGAGUGUGUGUCAGUAUAGUGAAUCCAGAGUGUGUGCAUAGUUUAGUGAAUGCAGAGUGUGUGUUAGUGUGUAAUGAAUGCAGAGUGUAUGUUAGUGUGUAGUGAAUGCAGAGUGCGUCAGUGUAAUGAAUGUAGUGUGUGUGUUAGUGCAGUGAAUGCAUAGUGUGUGUAAAUUUGUAGUGAAUGCAGAGAGUGUGUUAGUAUGUAGCAGAUGCAGAGUGUGUGUUAGUGUAGUGAAUGCAGUGUUAAUGUGUAGUGAAUGCAGAGAGUGUGUUAGUGUGUAGCAGAGUGUGUGAUGCGGAUGCAGUGUGUGUUAGUGUAGCGGAUGCAGUGUGUGUUGCGUUAGUGUAUGCAGUGUGUGUGUUAGUGUAUGCAGUGUGUGUGUGUUAGUGUAUGCAGUGUGUUGUGUUAGUGUAUGCAGUGUGUGUGUGUGUGUUAGUGUAUGCAGUGUGUGUGUUAAUGUAUGCAGUGUGUGUUGUGUUAGUGUAUGCAGUGUGUGUAUGUGUGUGUCAGUGUAUGCAGUGUGUGUGUUGUGUUAGUGUAUGCAGUGUAUGUGUGUGUGUUAGUGUAUGCAGUGUAUGUGUGUGUUAUUGUAUGCAGUGUGUGUGUUGUGUUAGUGUAUGCAGUGUAUGUGUGUGUUAUUGUAUGCAGUGUAUGUGUGUUAGUGUAUGCAGUGUAUGUGUGUGUUAUUGUAUGCAGUGUGUGUUGUUAGUGUAUGCAGUGUAUGUGUGUGUUAGUGUAUGCAGUGAAUGUGUGUGUGUUAGUGUAUGCAGUGUAUGUGUGUGUUAUUGUAUGCAGUGUGUGUGUUGUGUUAGUGUAUGCAGUGUAUGUGUGUGUUAGUGUAUGCAGUGUGUUGUGUUAGUGUAUGCAGUGUAUGUGUGUGUUAGUGUAUGCAGUGUGUGUGUGUGUUAGUGUAUGCAGUGUGUGUGUUGUGUUAUUGUAUGCAGUGUGUGUGUUGUGUUAGUGUAUGCAGUGUAUGUGUGUGUUAUUGUAUGCAGUGUGUGUGUUGUGUUAGUGUAUGCAGUGUGUGUUGUGUUGGUGUAUGCAGUGUGUGUGUGUGUGUUGUGUUAGUGUAUGUAGUGUGUGUUGUUAGUGUGUGAUCUGGGGUGAGGGGGGGGAAGGGGCAUUUUAACAUUAAUUUUUUAUUAAUUUAAUUAAAUGUUUCUCCCCCCUCCCUGCUUACCUGUGUCCAUGGAGGGGGGAGAUUCCAUCCCUGGUGGUCCGGUGGGGGGCCCCCCGGCUCCCUGUUACCGCAGAGGGGGCCCAGGCAGCACACAGCUUCUCCUCUCUUCUCAUAACUCUCGCGAGACCCGGUUACCAUGGCAACGCUCCGCGGGUCUCGCGAGAGUUAUGAGAAGAGAGAAGACAGGAGGAGAAGCUGUGUGCUGCCUGGCUGGGCCCCCUCUGCGGUAACAGGGAGCGGGGGCCCGCGGCUGCACACAUAGAUAGCGAUAUGCGCUAUCUAUGUGUGCAGAAAGGGAAAGUGGGGCCCAGGACUGCCAGAGCAGUCCGGGCCCCCCAGGGCCGCCGGGCCCGUGACAACAGUCACGGUUGUCACCCCCUGAUGGCGGCCCUGUCUGUAUGUGUUGCAAGCAAAAAUGCUCCACUUACAAACUCCUACCACCAUGACCACUUCUAAAAUCAGAAAGUGGUCAUGGUAGUUGGAGUAACCCUUUAUGCACAAUUUUAAUAUUCCCUAAAUUCUAAACUAUUUGUUUUCAUUGCUGGCUAGUUUUAAACUUAGUGGUUUGACAGUUUACUAUGUUUUUAUUUGCAGAAUGGAAUGGCAACUGUAUUGCUUCUUAUCACUACUUUUAGAUUGCAGGCACAUAGUUAGCAAAUCUAUUUGAAUUAUGAUUAUUUUUUAAAUAGUACGUAACUACUGUGCAUUGAAGAAAUCAAAUUCCUCUAAUGACUUUGUAUUUGGGGUCUUAUAAUGCUGCAGAAUACAUUUGGGGCUAAUCAGACGCCUACCUGAUGGUAUUGCAUUAAGUAUCUGCUUGUAUUUAUCAGUACUGAAGAGACUAUUAAUUCUGUAGCUAUCAAAAAAUGCUAGAGUUGGAGAACUAAGGUGUGGUUUGUGGCUAGAUAAUGGUCAGGCUUGGGUGAUGUGUAUAUAGGGAAGGGGACUGCAGUGGGCAAUUUUGCUUGUUGCUCAACCCUUCUCUCCAGUUUUUUUGCAGGUGGCCUUGUCCAUUCCACCACUCUCACUGAGAGAGCUGCAUGUUGAUAAAAUUCCUGAUCCGGUAAACCUGUCAACCGUCUAUUUUAUGGACAGUAGGCAGCUCAGAUUUUAUUCUAUUGAUUUGGGGGGGGGGUUUGAGCUAGAUGUUAUGUAUCAUAGUCAAAUGUAGCUCAAUAAAGAAUGAGGGAGGAAUGUAAAUUGGAAUUGCUUGGUGUAAGUAUAGUAAGCAUGGGAAGAUCUUCCAUAAGUUGAUCUGGAUGCACCAAGAAAGUUAGUUGUUAGACUUGUAUAUUCUCCCGUAAGAGGUUAAAUAUGGAAUCCUAGAUGGUGCUAACCUUUCUUAAGAUGUCUAUAUUUAGAUAUCUGGCUUCAGAGGUGGACCAAUGGAAGGGCUGCUUGUGUUGAAUGGUUCGAGCAACAACUGAAAAGAGAUUGAGUUUCUCAACUGCAAAUUGGAAGGAUUAAUUUUGAAGUUGUACACUGUCCUCUCACAUUAUGUUUUGAGUUAGAUACUGGGACUCAUAUACUUUGUAUCUAACUAAUUUUGACCUCGAAAAUGAUACAAAACAAGUCCAUAAAAUGUCAUGAAAGUAUAUACAUGCGGUUUCUCACCAUUCCUGAAAAUUCUACUCUUAACAGUAUGACUGGCAAAUCUUCCCUUUAGCAAAUAUGCCGGUAAAGGGAAAAAAAGGAAGCUCCACUAUACAAAUUAAGUGAAAGUCUUACUUUUAUUUCUUAGAAAUAAAAACCAUAAGAUGCGCCUACGCCAAACAGGUACUUGAGACUGUCACAAUAAUUGCUGAAUUGGACAUAAUUUACCUUGGAUUUCAGUCACAAGAAAUAAAAGAUCUUUCACUAAUUUUGUAUAGUAGAGCUCCCUUUUUCUUUUUUCUUUCUAAUUUUUUUUUCUUUAUCUGCAUAUCUGCUCUAGGGAAGAUUUGAUUGUCCGACUGUUGUGAGAGGUACGGUGAGAAACUGCAUGGGUAUACUUUUGUGACAUUUUAUUGCUUUAUAUUGUUGGCUGCAAAGUCUUCAAGUAUCUCACAAUAUAAUCUGAGAAGACUGUUUAUGACAACACAAACAUUUUUACAUUUUAUUUGUUCUACCUUCUACUUUGUUUCCUGCUCUACUUUCUGUAAUCUUGGUAUUCGUUAACAAAUAUCUCACAUCUGUGUCUCAAGCAUUAACGAUUUAUGAAACUCUUCAAAGUACCAUAACCACUACAUGUAUUCCUUGCUCCCCCAUUGUUUUCUUUUUUUUUUUUUCUCCCAAUUUAUAAUCUUUAUGUUUUCAUGUAAUACAACAACAGAGGGAAAAAAAACCAAAAACAAAGCAUAGAAUAAAAUUGGACAAAGAUAUAAUAAGAACACAUUCACAUGUAUAUUAAUUAUACUUCAAGCAAUCAGAUUAUGUAUACCUCUUUUCCUUUUUUUUUUUUUUCUUUUCCAAGAAAGAAAUAAAAAAUAAAAACCACAUAGACCGUGCCAAGAGGCUAUUUACUAGAGAAGUAAGCGAGUAUAGUAAGCUAUGAUUUAUAGGGCCAUGACCACAAAACGUUACUAAUAUAUUAUAUAAUAGGAUCCAAACUCCCUUCUUACACUUAUCUCUCUUCCCGAUCUCUGUAUUCUCUUCUAGAACCAUGAUGAUUAUGCUAUGGAGAUGAUCUUUUUUUUUUUUUUUACUUUUUCUCCCCUUUCUUCCUUGACAUUUAUAAUCUUUACUUCCCUUUUUUUUUUUUUUCCUCCAACAAUUGCACAAGAGAUUUUACAAUUUAACUAAACAAAACAAAAAAAAACACCAAUACAAUUGGAAGAAGGUUCUACAGGAGAAUGUACAUUCUAAGUAGUCAAUUUUAGAAUAAUUUAAUUUACUACUUGUUUGGGGGUGCAACUCCACUUCUGGCAGUGGAGAGACAGAAGCUCCUGUGCAGUGUUGGCUCAAAGUAUAAUCCACUGGCUAGACAAUGCAGGUGCUAUACAGAAAAAAUAUGCAACCUAUAGGUCUACAUGUUCUUAGUCAUGCAUAAUGCAGUGCAGGCUUAGCUCAUUGACUUUGAAUGAUUACAGAUCAGUCUCAUCCAGUGAGCUAAACCCUCCACUAUAUUAAUAGUUGAGGUGGGGAGUGAUGCCUGGAAGACCUAACGAAAGAAGUCAAACUCCAUUUCUCACUUCUUUUUCUUGAUGUCAAACUUUAAACGAUGGACACGUUCUAGGCUUUAUACAUAUCUUGCUAUGAAACAAGAGAUUGACUAAGAAAUAUGGCCGUUCCUGAAAUAUAUUAGCCAGCUAAAAAAGUUAGGAGCCUUUUUUUAUUUAUUUAUUUAUUUAUUUUUUUAAACUAGCAAAGUUUAAUUUAUGAGAAAUAUACAAUUCUUAAAGGGACAUGGUAGUCACCAGAACCACUACAGCCUAAUGUAUUUGUUCUGGUGCCUAUAGUCUGUCCCUGUAGGCUUUUCAAUGUAAACGCUGCCUUUUCAGAAAAAAAGGCAGCGUUUACAUUGCUGCCUAGUAACUCCUCUAGUGACAGUCAUUCAGACGGCCACUAGAGAGUCCACACUCUGCAUAGGAGUGCUGAAUGUUACUUAUAGAGAAGAUGCGCAAAAUCCUCCCAAUGCUUUCCAGUAGGAAAGCAUUGUUUUAGCAGAGAUCUCAAACAUUGAUUAUCUCAGCCAUCAAGACAGGACCAGCCUCGGCAAAACCAGCACAGCGUGGGAAAGAAGGUGAGCAAAAACACUUCUCUCAUAAUCUGAGGGGUGCAGGUACCUAAACACACAGAAAGACACACUCUCUGACUGACACACACACACAAACACACUGACAGAGAUAGACACAUACAUUCGCACACAAAUUUUUAAUUUUAACUCGACCCUACCUUAGGGAGAGCUGAGUGGGUCUUUCCUUGUGGUCCAGUGGGGUUGCUCGCUCAUUCUAUGUGUGAGGGAGCAGUAAUCUACCUGCGGCUUCUCUCUGUUCCCUGUAGUGAUCCUGGGGCCGGAAUGACAUCAUAUUCCGGCCCCAGCUUCACUAUACAGCUCGAGGGAGCAGAAAGACUGCUCCCUCACAUGCUGUCCCAACCUGCUACUUCCAUGCAGCCCAGGGCAGCCGCCUGCACGCUAACUGAGCUGGCAGGCUCCACUUCCCCCAUCUUGCCGCUUAAACUAAUCCCAGACGCCAGGGCAAACUUUCAAGUGGCCAUGGCGACCUGGCGCCUGGGAUUUGUUGAGCCCUGUAGUAACGUCCCUGAAUUUGUAUUUAAUCAAUGGAAAAUUCUGCAUUGAUGGAAUAUUGAGAAGGAAGUAAAUAUAUAUUUUCUGCCUUACUUUUUAUUCUGGGGUGGAUAGUGAACUAGAAAUAAAAUCUAAUGUGCUGAAUGAUCGUUCUGUUUUAAUCCAUAUAUAUAUUUUAAGACCAGCAUUCUGCAAACAGGAUCUGAUAGCUUCACAAACAAAACUAGGGCUUGCAAGAUUUCAUUUUUCUAUCCUUAAAGGAACACUAUAGUCAACUAAAUUACUUUAGCUAAAUAAAGCAGUUUUAGUGUAUAGAUCAUUCCCCUGCAAUUUCACUGCUCAAGUUGUGGUGACAUUCUGUCAUCAAACUAAUAUGGUGACCAGGGGUCAUGUGACCAAGCUCAUGUAUGCCUUUCUUACAGGGGGGUAAGCUUUACCCUUUGAUAUGGUAAUUGGGUAUUUCAAUACCUUUACAAGUCAGGAGAGAGAUAACCACUUCCCCCUAUCUCCAUUCCUCUCUGUUCCUUCUUGGCUGUGCUGCAGAGCAGUUGUGCAGAUGCCAUGUGCUAUCUUGGUGAACCAUGUUACACUCUGUUGCUUCCUUUUCUUCCUUGGUGGAUGUGAUGUUGAACUUGCAGCAGUGAGCCAUUACUAGAUGUGAAGGCCUAACCGUGGGUGAGAUCAAACGUGUGGGAAGGGGAUUACUAUAUAGAUAGAUUUAAAAAGGGUUGUUGCUCCGUGGGUCUGGGCUGUGUGUUUGUGAUACAUUUAUAGUAUUGUGUUGUUGCCUUUUAAUAAAUACCUUUUAAUGUAGACGAACCUUGUGUAAUAUAUAUAUUAAUUUGGUGAUACACCACACAAGUCACUGUCAUUUAGGAGUUAAGUCACUGUUUCUGUUUAUGCAGCCCUAGCCACACCUCCCCUGGCUAUGAUUGACAGAGCCUGCAUGAAAAAAAACUGGUUUCACUUUCAAACAGAUGUCAUUUACCUUAAAUAAUUGUAACUCAAUCUCUAAAUUGAACUUUAAUCACAUACAGGAGGCUCUUGCAGGGUCUAGCAAGCUAUUAGCAUAGCAGGGGAUAAAAUCUUAAUUAAACAGAACUUGCAAUAAAGAAAGCCUAAAUAGGGCUCUCUUUACAGGAAGUGUUUAUGGAAGGCUGUGCAAGUCACAUGCAGGGAGGUGUGACUAGGGUUCAUAAACAAAGGGAUUUAACUCCUAAAUGGCAGAGGAUUGAGCAGUGAGGCGGCAGGGGUAUGUCCUAUACACCAAAACUGCUUAAUUAAGCUAAAGUUGUUCAGGUGUCUAUAGUGUCCCUUUAAGCAUAGGAUUGGAAAACCAAACUUUAAAAGGCCAACUAGUGAUUUCAGCAUAAUGAGUAACUGAUAAAAAGUUAAAAUGAAACGUGUGCUGCAGGUUUGAGUCUGUUGCUUUCACUUAAAUGUUUUGUUGUAUUUCCCCGUCAUUUACAAAGUAUCCAUAGACCUAGUUAACCAAACUGCCCUUCUAAGGGUUACACUUGGCUGAAACCAGGUUCAAAAGAUUAAAUUAUAAGGUGAGGUCUUACUUUUGUGGUUAGCUGUUCAUCAGUGGCUAAACGAUGAGGUUACCAAAGUGGCAGUUGUUGUGGCAGGGCUCCAAGAUCCAACAUGUCUGAAUACAAUCUAAAUAAAAGAUCAAUGUCUUACCAUGUCCAACUGUUAUCUUGUAUGGUAAUAUAUUUGACAGAGUUUCUUCUGACUAGGCGUAUCUGCCUCUGGCUGGAAAGACCAAUGUUAAACCCUUAUGGAACAAUGUGAUUUUUUUUUUUUUUCAAUUUGCCAAUUUUUUUUUUUCAAAGUUGAAUGGGGGGAUACAGAAUGGAAAAAGGGGAAGGGAAUAGAGUCAAAUAUACAAUACAGUUGCUAUGUUUAGCAUGUAUGAGUUAACAUUCUUUGUGUUCAAAAUCACCGUAUCACUGGUGGGUGGUGGAACAAUGUGAUUUUAAUUUAUUUAUGACAAUUGGGUCAAUUGUGGACCUAAUGCAAAUCUGAAAUGUACUAAUUAUUUAGCAUAAGCACAUCCAGAGGGUCUUGCUGUCAGUAAAAGAGUAGGGAAUUUUGUAUAGUUGUGUGUGAAAGUUUGCUGUUCUUGGUGUAUAAAAAAAACAGAUAGGAAGCAGUCAUGACUGUCAUUUUCUGAAGAUAAAUAUAAAUACCUAAUAUUAUUUUUAUUAUUUACAAGUCGCUGAACUGCAAAAUUUAGUCAAAAAAAAAGCCCAGUUCUAAAAAAAUAAAAUAAAACAAUUCAAUUUUGCUAUAGCCACAACUUUGUUUUAGUAUUGCCACAGUUCUCUAGAACCCAGCAUGCAGAACUUAAAUGAGAAGUACUGAAAUAAGAGGGAUAGAUCGUAUUAAAGGACCUUAAAGUGUCGGGACCUAACACAAAACAGAGAAAUUGUAGACAAGCCAAAGUUUGGGGACAACGGAAUGGUCAAGAUACAAUAACUCGAAAUCCAUGUACUCUGAUCACCACUAAGGGAAAUCCAUGACUGGGUGCAGUACACAGAGUGAAACAAGCUAAUAUAGCCAAAUGAGGGGAGGCCUGUGAUAAGUCAGCAUCAUUCAUGAGAUGCCAAAUUGUGGCUGCGCGUUGUCGUUUAUAACACAAUCAUAUUCGCAACAAUAAUAAUGGUCAAGGGUCUGGAGCAUUAUAAUGGCUUGGAAGCACAGCAACCGAAAUAACAUAAUAGCAAGAAACUGGAGAAAUGUCUUAUCAGAUCUGCACAGUAACAGUAAUGCACCGUACAGACACUAUGACAAAUGUUUCAUUACAGUUUUCAGUUCAUCACAGUUUCGCACAUUGGGAAGUUUUUUUGACAAAACACAGAUUUUGAUCUGGGUUGUAGCAGAUUCAGUCAGGUCAGAAUUUUUUUCUUCUUUUUUUUUCCUCCAAUAUUUUUUCAGCCUGCAUCUCACUCAAUUGAUCACAUUGGACUUUUAGAUGGGGGGCAUAUUGAUCUGUCAACCUUUUUGUGCUGGUCAGGAGGCUGCAGAACAAUUGAGGGAGUAGGUGCUAUGCUAGUUCUUCAACAGAUUUAAAAAGGGAAUAAUACAUUACAAACAAUGCAAGUCGGAUUAAGAGCUCAUAUUAUGACUCCUAAAGGUGGAUAGUUAUGGGUACCACUUAGAUGACUUACAAUAUUGAACUGCAACGACAAGAAAAUGACCAAAUAUAUACAUUUGUCAAAAGAGAAAUGUGAUGGACUAAUAAUGAAAUUUAUCAUUGCUUGCUUCUUAUAGUUUGCCUUUAAAUUAUACCUUAUGUUACCAGAGCUUGGUAACCAGGUUUAGGGUUCCCUGCUCACUGUCUCUAAGCCUGGUUUUUCCAGUUGUGUUCAUGAACGCUAGGCUUUCUGUGCCUGAAUGUUUCCUAUUAUGUAAUGGUUUCAAGUAUCCACUGCGGAUGCUGAGCUGGGUUAUCCCUGCCCAUCAUGGUUUCACUUCCUUACCUCCUCAGAACAAAUGCCAUGUUAUACACGUUCCAAGUGACGUGUGGAAGUUGUCUUUAUAGCUUGCUAGGGAAGAAUCUAUGUUGCAUACAUAUACAGCUGUAAGUCACUAAAUUCUGGAAAGAACAUAAAUAAAAUAAUGGUUUUAUGGACUACGUGUAGUGUUGCCAUUAAGAACAAUCUCUGCUACUUUCUGAUUCGGGGCAGUUUAUUUAUUUUCUGUCUAACAUUUUCCAUGACCAGGGCUAUUUUAUACCUUUAAAGAAAAAAAUGCUCCUUCCGGCAUUUUAGCAGACCUAAAUAAGUAACUAAAAUUUAGCAAUGGGUUUGCUAAUCUGUUUUAAUAAUAUUCUUUAUUUUUUAUUGACAUUCUUUACCAGGCACACCAGAUAAAUUAAAGAAUUGCUAGUUGUGCUUGCUUCAGCAGCACAUAUACUAAAAUUGGAACGAUACUGAGAAGAUUAGCAUGGCCCUGGAAAAAUAAGUCAAUAAAUAAGAAUUGCUAGAGAAGCUGUCACGUUAUGUUCUUGAACUGAUUUUCUCUCUAGACGCAGAAGUACAUAAAUAAGUCAUCUGUGACAAAUAGGUGCAUGUUAAAGGAGCACUAUAGUGCCAGGAAAACAAACUUGUUUUCCUGGCACUAUAGGGUCAUUAGGUUCCACCCCCCCUCCCGUUGGUCUGAAGGGAUUAAAACCUCUUGCCUUUCUCCAGCGCCAGGCUCCCUCGCCGGGCAUUCAAACAGCCCAUAUGAAAGCAUUACUCAAUGCUUUCCUAUGGACGUCCAGCGUAUUCUCACUGUGAUUUUCACAGUGAGAAUCUCGGAAGCGCCUCUAGAGGCUGGAUUAACCCUCAGUGAAACCUAGCCGUUUCUCUGAAACUGCUAUAAUUUCAGCUGCAGGAUUAGAGGGACCUGGCACCCAGACCACUUCAUUGAGCUGAAGUGGUCUGGGUGCCUAUAGUGGUCCUUUAACAAAAUAUGAAAAGCCGCUACCACAUUUGUGUAAGUUUCUCCCCAACUAUACACACUAUCAUUUACAAAAUGUACACACGACUGCAAAAUGAAGUGAACACCAGUGAGCUAAGUGGAGCACUAUAAUAAAAUACAUUUAUGCCUAUAAAGAGUAAGGGUAACUAGUGUAUAGUGAUAAAGAAGCAAAAAUAAAAUAUGGUGUAGUAAAUUGAUAUAUAUGGUGCAAUGUGACUAAAUUAGCUGCACUCACACAGAACAGAGCCAUACUGGAAAGGGUCAAAUUGCACAGGUGGAUGUGUACUGCGGUGACACUGUCCCACUUCUAUCUUCCAACUAUAACAGCUCAAAGGAAGAGUAAAAACAAUGCAGAAAUAUCUAGUGCAUUAAGUUUGAUGCUAAAAUCACUGGACCAAGAGACCGAAAACUGCUCACCUUUAAAAGAGCUCUUCGUAACUUCGCUCUAGGUAAUAGCACUUAUGUGCUAAUAAAGGGAACACAAACCAUUCAUGAUUGUUACCCAGCUGGUGUAGGAUGCCACAAAUGGUAGAUUGCACAAUCAAAUUUGCUAAAAUAUAGUGUAAAAACAAAUCAAUUAGAAUCAAUUUCGGAGAUCCCACAGAUGCGUUUAGUCAACUUGCAAUCAGAUAUACCAGCUUCCACUAAAAGUCUUUUUAAAACAUUCAAUAAUCGUGAUUUGGAUACGUCUCCUGUAAGUUCUCCAAUCGCUGCUUGUGUGGGAAAAGUCCUGAUAACUACAUACCAUAAAGAUGAAGUCUAUCGGAAACUGGAAGUGACAUGUCCGAUAGAGAGCUAUGUCACUUCUGAAGACCGAACAUAACGUAUUAAUAAAUAAUAAUCUCCAUUAAUUGUAUAUGUGUAUUUUAUUAAACGGGUAUAUAUCUAGCACUUAUUCUUAGUAUUUAAAAGUGUAAAUAUUUGAAUGGUUAAACCAUCAAAUAGGAUGAUUCGUUGUUGUGGAUUAAGGAGAGAGCGCAGGUAACUUUUUUCUUUUCUUUGAUUCGUUGUUGUGACAGAAUAGUUGAAUAAUAAAAUGUGAAACAAAGGGGCAGAUGUAUAAGAUCAGGUAUAGUUAAUAAAAUGGUUACAAUAUAGGAAUAUAAUAUAUAACAAAAUAACACCCCAAACAAGUGAAAAAUAUAAGCGGUAAUAGUAAAUAAAAUAGUUAAACUGGAAAUGAUGUAUCAGAUUGCUAUGCAGACUUCCUUCCUAUUGUAUACAUGUUACUGUAAUUACCGAUCUAAAAAAAAAAAAAUCCAUAAAAAUAAAUGAGAACAUACUGUGUAAAGUACACUGUGUAUAAUGUAUAGCAUUUAGUAAAAAAAAUUAAGAUGUAUACAGUAUUUACUCAAAUCUAAUGCUUUUUUGGAAAAUAAAGUUUCCAAAAUCUGAAUGCACAUUAGAUUCGAUGGUGCAUUACAUUCAGGGCAAAAUUUAAAAUUUUCUGGCGAAUUCACACAGGCAAAUUAUGUUCAUGAAAGAGGGUUUAAGAAAGAAUAGACUUGAUAUGUAACACUAAAAUUGAAAUACCAUAAAUGUUACUAUGGUAUAUGGCAAUAAACAUUUUUAUUGUAGCACAAUGUUGUAUAGUAGUAUCUUCUUAUAUAAAAGCGCAUUACAUUCGCCAGCAAAAACAUUUUUCAGCUUCCGGGUUUAAAAAAUUGUGGUGUACAUUAAAAUUAUAGGCACAUUAGAUUUGAGUAAAUAUGGUAUAUACAUUGAAAAAAUUGACAACCUAUAUUGACCAAUAUUAAAAUGUACCAAUUAUAAACCAACAUGUGCAGAGAACUAAAGUUGAAGGGAAACAAAAAAUAUGUAACCAACUUUAGUUUAAAAAAACAAAUAUUCAAAAAGCUAAAUUAGAUUAAUGUAAUUUUUUUGAAAGUCUAUAAAAGGACUUAGGGAAUGGCAAAGUUCGAAAUUAUUAUGCAAUCCAUAAGGUUCUAAGGUAUUUACAUGGAAAAUCCACGUAAUGUCUGUCUCAUUUUCUUUAUUAUAUCCUCAACCCUUUCAAUUUAUUUGAACUUUUUUGUUGCCUAAAAACUGAAUAUUACUUGGGUACUUGUUAAAUUUAAAUUCAUAGUGUAAAGACAAGCUGUGUUUCUCAAAACCAGUAAUUACUUGUCUAAAAAUUGCAUUAUUGUUUUGAGGAUGUACGAACUUUCCUAUUAUUCUUUUCCUGCUCUGAGUGUUUUAACAUGCUAUACAGGAGCCACAACCAUAAUAAAAAUCUUUUUAAAAUAUUCCUUUUUACUCCUUUUCCCUGGUGAUCUUUAAGGUAGUUUUCUUUCUUUGUAUUUCUCUUUUAUGGGAGUGUCCCAAAAAUCCUCAACUCUUACUUAGUGGUUUAAAUAAUUUAAAUAAUUAAAGGGACACUACAGUCACCAAAACAACUUUAGCUUAAAGAAGACAUUUUGGUGUAUAGAUCAUGCGCCUGCAGUCUGACUGCUCAAUUCUCUGAUAUUUAGAAGUUAAACCACUUUGUUUAUGCAACCCUAGGCACACCUACCUUGCUAUGUCUUGCACAGCCUUCCUAAACACUUCCUGUAAAGGGUCAUCUAAUGUUUGCACUUCCUUUACUGCAAAUUCUGUUUAUUUUAGAAACAUAGAAAUUAUUUUGGAAGUUAUUUUAUCCUGCUCUGUUAAUAGUUUGCUAGACCCUGCAGGAGCCUCCUAUAUGUAAUUAAAGUUCAAUUUACAGAGCAGGAGGUAAAAACCUUUAAAGGAAGUUACAUCUAAAUGAACAUGAAACCAUUUUGUUUUGAUGCUGGCUGUGUCCAUCAAAGCCAAGGAACGUGUGACUAGGGCUGCAUAAACAGAAACAUAGCUGAUUUAACUCAAAUGGCAGUGAAUUUAGAAAUUAUUAUGCAAUCCAUAAGGUUCUAAGGUAUUUACAUGGAAAAUCCACGUAAUGUCUGUCUCAUUUUCUUUAUUAUAUCCUCAACCCUUUCAAUUUAUUUGAACUUUUUUGUUGCCUAAAAACUGAAUAUUACUUGGGUACUUGUUAAAUUUAAAUUCAUAGUGUAAAGACAAGCUGUGUUUCUCAAAACCAGUAAUUACUUGUCUAAAAAUUGCAUUAUUGUUUUGAGGAUGUACGAACUUUCCUAUUAUUCUUUUCCUGCUCUGAGUGUUUUAACAUGCUAUACAGGAGCCACAACCAUAAUAAAAAUCUUUUUAAAAUAUUCCUUUUUACUCCUUUUCCCUGGUGAUCUUUAAGGUAGUUUUCUUUCUUUGUAUUUCUCUUUUAUGGGAGUGUCCCAAAAAUCCUCAACUCUUACUUAGUGGUUUAAAUAAUUAAAGGGACACUACAGUCACCAAAACAACUUUAGCUUAAAGAAGACAUUUUGGUGUAUAGAUCAUGCGCCUGCAGUCUGACUGCUCAAUUCUCUGAUAUUUAGAAGUUAAACCACUUUGUUUAUGCAACCCUAGGCACACCUACCUUGCUAUGUCUUGCACAGCCUUCCUAAACACUUCCUGUAAAGGGUCAUCUAAUGUUUGCACUUCCUUUACUGCAAAUUCUGUUUAUUUUAGAAACAUAGAAAUUAUUUUGGAAGUUAUUUUAUCCUGCUCUGUUAAUAGUUUGCUAGACCCUGCAGGAGCCUCCUAUAUGUAAUUAAAGUUCAAUUUACAGAGCAGGAGGUAAAAACCUUUAAAGGAAGUUACAUCUAAAUGAACAUGAAACCAUUUUGUUUUGAUGCUGGCUGUGUCCAUCAAAGCCAAGGAACGUGUGACUAGGGCUGCAUAAACAGAAACAUAGCUGAUUUAACUCAAAUGGCAGUGAAUUUAGCAGUGACACUUCAGAAGCAUUUAUACACAAAACUGCUUGCUUUAUUAAGCAAAAGUUGUUUUUGGUGACUAUACUGUCCUUUUAAAUUUGUUGAAUGAAUAUAUAUAUAUAUAUAUUUCUUUAUAUGGUUUUUCCUGUUUAGGUGACCAUGUCCACUGUUUAUCCAUUGGGGAAUACUCUUUUUCUCAUUACUACCCUUUCAGGAGUCCUAUAUCUACUCUUGGGAUAUAGAGUUUUUUUUUUUGUUUUUGUUUUUUUUGUUCGCAUGCCAAUUUUUUUUUAGGUGGUUCAAAAAGUAAUUUUUUAUUUUUAUUUUAAAGGGUGUUUUUGUAUCUUUGUUAGUUCUCCUAGCAUAAUGGAUCUUUGGUCUUGCAUGAUUUUUACUGUUCGUAUAGUUCCCCUUCUGUGUGUUAAUACGAGGCCCUUCCUUGAACAUAGCUUCACUUGAUUUUUUUUUUUUUUUUUGCAUAGUCAUUUUAGUCACAAAGAAACUUACUUUCUUUGGAUUUCAAUCACAUUUUUCUAAAUGUAUUUGUAUAUCUUUCUUUAUGCAUGUAUAAUUCUCAGGAAACUUAUUGGCCACCAAAAAAUGUAUCCAAUCACGUGGAAUGAAGCGGUUUAAUGGAAGGUGAUAUACAACUUUAAUUGAUUCUUAUUUUUGUUUUUACUCUAUAUUUUAGCAAAUUAGAUUUUUUUACUCUACCAUUUGGUCCUGUGGCAUCCUACAUCACAGCUGGGUCAGGGUUUGUGCCCCCACCCCUUAUCUGCACAUAAGGGCUUUUAUCCAGUGCCAGGUUUCUAAGGACUUUAUUAAAAGUUAGCAGUCAUCUUUGCCAUGGUCCAGUGAUUUUAGCAUCAAACUUAAUGCACUAGAUAUUUCUGCAUUGUUUUUAACUCUUCCUUUGAGCUGUUUUAGUUGGAAGACAGAAGAUGGAUAGUGUCACCAUAGCACACAUCUACCUGAGUGAUCUGAGCCUAUCCCCAUAAGCCUCUGUUCUGUGUGAGUGCAGCUACCUUAUUUAGUGCACCAUAUAUAUUAUUUACUACACUUUAUUUUUGUUUCUAUAUCACUAAACACUAGAUACCUUUACUGUUAAUAGGCAUAAGUGUAUUUUUUUUAAUAUAUCGCUCCACUUAUUUCACUGAUGCUAGCUUUCCUUUGCCACACAGUUGUUUGUACCUUUUUAGAUGCAUAAGUACACCUGAGGCACCGUGUGACCAUGAAUUCUUCAACGAAGUUAAAUUGCAGUGGAGGUCAACAAGUCUUUUCCUUGCCUACAGUACUUUAUAUACCGCUGUAAACAAUGUGAUGAUAAUUACUAGGGUGAGGGAACGAGGAACUAUUGGUACUGCUUUUAGUGCAAGAGCAUUUUCCUUUCCAUUUUUUUCUAUGAUUUGUUGUAUCAACUCUUAUUCUAGAUAUAAUUUUUUAAUUUUAAUUUAUUUGGUUUUUGACACACAGAGCUUUCGUUUUAUUAUUUUGCAUCAUCUGUUAAAGCUUGUAUGACCAUUCUGACAAAACAUGUUUAACUCUGUUCCUGUAUGUCAAACGUGUUUUGACAGGAUUGUUUAAUGGUUAAAUAUCGCAGAACGCUGCAGAAUAAGUUUGCGCUAUAUAAGUAGUAGAAGUAUAUUUUAGUGUAAAUUUUUGUCUGUUUGACAGUAACCUAAGGCACAGGUCACAGAGCAGAUUCAUAGUACCAUAAUCAUUACAAUAAACUCAAAAUCGGUUACUCUCUUCUGUACAGUUUCUGGAUUUGGAAUAUGAGUUUGAAUUAUAGGUGUAGUCAGAUUGCUGUUUUAUUCCAAAGGUUUGAUUUUAUUUAUUUUAUUUUUUUUUGGUCUUCGGUCUAUCUUCAAAAUUUAUAAGAAAGUUUUAUAUAAAAGCCAUUUGUAUUAAAUAAUUACUCCUCUUUUAAAACAUUUGUGAACCUAAUUUACUUCUAAUGGUGCAGUUCCCAAAAAUCUUAAAAACAGAGUCUAAUUUUUGAAUUUAUAUUCCUGCUUUUUUUUUUUUCUUCACCUGUCCAUUAACUGUAUUUUUUUGCAUUUUAGGUGUGAGACUGUCCCUUCCUAUGGAACCAGAUGAGAUUCCGUGUGGCGUCAUUGGACGGUGAGGUCAAGGGUAUACGGGAAUGGGUUCAAAAUACUUUUUUUUUUUUUUCUAAUGUGCAUUGUUUUAAGGCCUGUUACUAGAUUCGAUGUUGAUUUCAUUAAAGGGAUACUCUAGUGCUAGGAAUACAAAGCUGAAUUUCUAGCACUAUAACUCCUUAGCGGCCCCUCCGCUGUGAAUGGGUUAAUAAACCCUUACUGUACCCAAUUCUAUCGCUGAUGUCCCGAGGCACUUAACUCCCUCAGAUGUCACCUGAUGGGGGGGCGCUAGUGCACAAACACCAGUGCUCAAGAAAUGGCCGGUCGCCACGGCAACUAGAGAUUUCGCCCUGGUGCCUAGGAUUUGGCAGCUCUUUAGUUAAGGUGGCCGCCAAGGGAGCAUGGAGGCAGUGCCAGAGGAGCAGUACUAUUGCCGGAAGCGUAGAGAGAGAGAGAUAUAACCGUAUACAAUUAGAUCCGGGAGCAAUACAAAACCAUUGUCUGGAAAUCUGGUCACAAAUAGGACUAUACAUAGGACAAAAGGUCACUCAUUUAGACUGGGAGAAAUGAGAUUUGGUCAAAGAUAGAGGAAAGGGUUAUUUACAGUAAGAACAGUGAAGAUGUGUAAUUCUUGCUUGAAUAGGUGGUAUUAUCAGUGUCAGAUUUAUUUAUUUAAAUUUUUUUAAAUUGUACUUUGAGUUUUACAUGCAAUAAGAUAGUUCAGAUGACAUAUGCUAUAAAAUAUUUGCAAUCUUGAAGGGGGCGGGGCCAACCAAGCUACUGAAUGGCCGCGAUCUGAAAUAGCUCCGACCACGCCAGACACAAUCCGACCUAAUCGGGCAACACAGAACAGAGAUGGGUCACCCUAAACGAGCCACAUCAUCCCAACAAGCCCCCAGUAAAACCCCGUCGGGGAAAUCAGGUGCGCUUACCAAAUACUUCCGCGACCGGGCGGAUAGUAACACCGGCCUGUUAGGCCCCAACAUGGCGGCUGACUCCCCAUCUCUCUGCAUGUCCCCCUCCAGCCCGGCGGACUCAUACAAUUCGGGCCCUCCAACAGAAGGAGACCUGAAGGAGAUCCUGAGGAACUUACCCUCCAAGCAGGACAUUGCAGGUAUGCUAACCCGGCUGGAAGCCUCAGUCCAGGCCAAGAUGGACUCCUUUAGUUCAGAAGUCCGCCAGGUCUCUGACCGGGUGGUCAUCCUAGAAGACGAUAGGGACGCUAUACAAACACAAUUAAGCUCCCUACAGGCAACGGUAGAACAUCAAAAUGCUUACCUAUCCACGCUCCAUAGGUCUAUAGAUGAUCUAGACAACAGGGGGCGCCGCAAUAACCUGCGGAUCCGGGGUCUCCCAGAAUAUGAGCAGGAAGAUAUUUAUGCAACCCUAAACGAACUCUUCAACCUUAUACUGGGAAAACCAGGAGACAACCAUAUUCUCCUAGACAGAGCACACAGGGCACUGAAACCCAGAGGUGUAGCGACAGACAAACCCAGAGAUGUCAUCUGCAGACUCCACUAUCACACCUGCAGAGAAGACAUACUAAACACGCUGAAACAAAAUUCACAACCCCUCCUGUUCUAUGAAGCUCCAAUCACAAUCUAUCCAGAUCUCUCCUGGCUGACACUUCAAGCGAGAAGGAUCCUGCGACCUAUUACAGAUCAACUGAGAUCCCGAAAUAUAAGAUAGAGGUGGGGAUAUCCACUUGCGCUGAGCGUCACACACAAAGGCGCCCAGCACACCAUCCACUCCCAUGCAGACAUUCCACUCUUUAUACAAACUCUCAACUUAACAGAUCCGCACAUCCAAGACUGGUAUGGACCACUGCAAACGCCACUACUCCCUCAGAGACCCAGAUGGCAACAAGCACCCAAGAAAAAGAAAAUGGACAACCGAGACCCGAUGCAACAUUGAAUGGAUUUUGGCCCGGCGCACGCGGCAUGAACUGCUGUCGGCCCAGGUCCUGGGGCCCGCAGCCUCUACUUUUAUUGAAACCUCAAAGACACCUACUACUGGCCGAAACCUGCUCCAGACGACCACAAAAACCUGCUAAAACAGACACUGUCAUUACGCUGCUGUACUCUAGAGGACCACUUUUCCUCCCAAUCUCCGGCGCACCUUCUGCGAUCCAGGUGACUGUAUCAACCGUCCGCUGCUUGCAUACCGCAAUAAAGCGCUCACUACAGCAGGGAGCAAUAAAUCCUCACCUUCACCUACUAUCCCCUAUUAGACUUACCCAGCCUAAUAUCUCCCGCUAUCAAACUUUUUGUAAAUAACAUCGAAUCAGGUAACCUCAUAUAACGGCUCGCAGCGCUAACUACCUCCAAUGAGGACAUGGUUACAGGCCAGACAGCAAGGUUUUUAUAGCACUAAUCAACCCCCCACCUUGUGGACCCAGUGGCCAGGCCAGUAGCGGACAGCCGUGGCACAGCUAAGGAGUCCCACCUAUAGGCCCACUAAACAGAUUAAGAACAACCGUCAACUAAAAUAAAAAAAAAAAAGACAUAGACAAUGGCACAGUUUAAUAUGUUUAAAUCCUAUCAUCGCUAAAUAUGACUGAAUGUUUGUUGUGUUGUAAAUUAUGAUUGACUGUAGACCAAUACUACUUCUGCUCCACCAUGGGAGCUUUUGGUUGACGUCAGCUACCUAAGACCACCCCCGCCUUUCUCCCCCACUGUUUAAUUAUUAUCAUAUGCGUACUUGAUAACUCUCAUCGUACUAGGUCGAUACGACCUACACCACGGUGUCACAGACGCACCCAGAUGGCAAAAUCCCACUCUGGGUCCGACACCAGAGGUUCUCCCCUCAAGCUGCUGACAGGCGUCUGGUUAAACCUGCACCUACCUGCAACCUAGGGGGAUAAUUAUAAAUUAAAUUUACUUAUUGAAUAUCUGCUUGUAUAUAAGUUGUUUACUGUAUUUAUAUAUUUUUCCCUUCUCUUUUGUUACUCCCUCAACUCUACAACCAACCCAACCCCCAUCCCUUUCGCCCCACAAUGAACAAGACAGACCCCCCGCAAGGGCCACACACACACCCGGGCCCAAUGGCCACUCUACAGAUAGUCACCCUCAAUGUUAAAGGUCUCAAUACCCCUGAGAAGCGAUCCAUGACCCUCACGGAAAUGCAUAAACUCAGAGCAGAUGUGGUCUUUAUACAAGAGACCCAUUUAAAAAAAGGCAAAGCCCCUACUCUUAAAAACAGGGCAUACCCCACAGGUUUUUUCAGCAACUACAGUGAUACCAAGGCCAGGGGGUGGCUAUACUAUAUUCCGCACACACCCCCUUCACGUACAAAGACCACAAAACGGACGAUGGGGGCAGGCUGAUCCUGGUGAAAGGCCAGAUAGGUCAAACCAUGCUUACCUUUGCUAACACAUACCUGCCCAAUAGACACCAGGGUAAGGCUCUUAAGAAACACCUCCGCAUAAUUGAAUCCUUCAUGGAAGGCAUGUUAAUCUUAGGUGGUGACCUAAACAUGUCCUUAAACUCUGCCCUCGACACGACUUCCUACUCCACACACUACCAGACUGCUACAAGGAAGCAGGUAUCAGCACCUGAUGUCAGUGAGAUGUCUAUCACUGAGAUGUUACAAAGAUUCCAAAACAGCAAAAAGAGGCGUUCUUGAGAAUCCACUUCGAUUGCUGUAUCAACAUAACAUUUACUAUAAUGGGAUCCAUGUCACUUAAGACAAUGUCUUGGAAAUGCUGUCAAUUAAUUUAUUCCGUAAAAGAAUAUCAGAGAGUAUCCAAUCUAUACACAUCACAAAUGGUGUAAAAAUGUUUCAUGGAAAAAACAAAAUAAAAAAAGCAAGACAAAGACAAAUACCAACGCCAUUACCACGGUGAUAACCGAUUAUGCGGAUUCAAUAUCUGCGACCAAUUCUAGCCAAAUAUUUGGAAAGCUGGACUCUACAACCUAUACUCUACAACAAAUACCUGGCUAUGCUACAAACACAACCUCCAGCAAUGUAUCUAAGGAAUGUAAACGUCUACAGGCCUUUAAAGACUUUGGAUUACAAAUACAAUUACUACUUUUUUUUUUUUUUUUUAUUCAAUUUGCUUUUAUUGACAUCAUAACGAUUGGCAAUACAAAGUUAUAUGCAUCAAUACAGAAGGUGGCAAAAAUAGUGUACAUGUCAGUUAUUGUUCAUUUGGUAUAAAGGUAUCUUUAGUAUUGAUGUGAAGAGAGCAAUUUUACAAAGCAAUAGCGAGCAUCUGAUUCCAUUCCUACAUUGCAACAUCUUUCAGCAUUGACAGUUUUCAAGAAGGAACUAGUCUUAGAAAAAUAGAAAGAGAAUAUUUUCGCCAUUCUCACAAGUUUUAGACAUGAGAGCUAUAGAGAACACUCAGAUUCAGUCAUUUUAUGAAUUGGUAUGUUUGUGUUGGGAAGCAGAUAAACUGCGAUAAGGCAGAAACUUUAGUGCUCCUGCUGUGACCUUGUCUAGCCCUGCUUCCUGAGAGCGUCUCUACUGAUCCGUUGGGGUGGGGGGUAGGGAGUGGUUGUCGAGUAGUGGGGCGUUUGGGGGUCGAGGGUCCGUCAGGUAGUUUUUGUCCUGUGUGCGCGUUUGUUGUGGGUGUCCCCUUUGCGCUAGUCGCUGUUCUUUGAUGUGUGUGGGCGGUGGCUGUGUGUGUGUCAUGCGUCGGGGUGUAGUCUUGUUGGGGUGUCCCUUCUGUGUUGGUGUCUUUCUGUGUCUGUUUGGGGAUCCUAUUAGUGUCGGGGGUGUAUUGGUCGAGCGGGUGCUGUCCCGGGUUGUGAGGGUUGGGUGGGUUCUAGUAUCGUGGUGUAGUGUACUUGGGUGUUGGGCGUUUGGACAGUCUUGUUGGGUUGGUUCAUCCCUUGUCCGAUAUGUGUUGGUCAUGGUGGGUCUUUGUGGGUGCUGUGGUGUAUGGUCUGUCCUGUAAGGGAGGUGGCGUUUCUGCGGGUGUAGGGGGCAUUCUCAAGGCAGCCUGUCGGCAGUUGGUCAUGUAUUUUAACGUGUGUUGUGGGGGGCGGGUGGGAUGGGAGUGUAGGUUAAUGGGGUGAGGGCAUUGCGGGUGAGGGUAAGGUGCGGGAGGGUAGGGGAUGGGGUGUCAGGUCCCGGGUCCCCACCUCAACCCCCCCCGCCUCCGGGGCAAGGGGCAUCUCCGGCUCUGAGUGGUCGUCUUGGUUUGGUUGGGUCGGUGGUUCAGCUUCCGUAUUGUCGUCCGUCUGUUCCGUCUGGACCGUCCCAUCUGCCUCUGCUGUCAGGUAUUGUGUGGUCCCCGUAAUUGGUGCGGUGGAGGCGAGCCAUUGGAGCCAGUGGUACCAUGCAUCAUGGUAACGUUGUAUGCGUCCCGUUGCGGAGUGGAUGAGUUCCUCGAUGCGUCUGAUGUCUUCCACUCUCGUUAUCCAUUCUCUGAUAGUCGGGGCCAUGUGUUGUUUCCAGUGUCUCGGGAUGAGGCUGCGGGCUGCGUUUAUUAGGUGUGGGAGUGCUGUUUUUUUAAAUUUGUUGAUUGGGGUCUGUGUAAGUUGGAGCAGGUAUGUGUCUGGUGAGAGUGGUAGGUUUGCUUUUGUUAUGGUUGUGAGUAUCUUGUGGAUCUCUGCCCAAAAGGGCUGGAUAAGGGGGCAGGACCACCAUAUGUGGAAGAGGGAUCCCAGUUCUCUCCCGCAUCUCCAGCAUUCCGGGUCAUUUGUGGGUUUCAUCAUGCUAAGUUUUUCCGGUGUCCUGUACCAGUGGGAGAGCAUUUUAUAUCCUGUUUCUUGGAAUUUGGUGGAGAUGGAGGCUUUAUGUGUGAGUGUAAACACCGUUGUCCAUUGUUCCGUUGAAAUUGAGUGUCCUAGAUCCCUUUCCCAGUAUUUUGUGAAGUAAGGGAGGGGUGCGUUAGUGGUGGUGGUGGUUUGCAUGCGAUAUAGUAGCGAUAUCGCGUGUGGGGGGGGGUUCAUGCAUAUGGUCUCGAAUACAGAGAGUGCUCGCGUUGCCGAAUUUAGGGUUGGUAUGCUUCUCAGAAACCUUGUCAGUUGGUGAUAUCUAAAGCGUAGGAGCAUAUUGUGUGGGGUAUUCGGGACCAGAGUGGUCAGGGGCGUGAUUGUGCCUUGGUCAUAGACGUCCUUCACUCUGCAGGGGGUCGGCAGGCCCAGGGCAGCCGUGUAGUGGGGGUCCGAUGCAGGGGCAAAUUUCGGGUUGUGAGAUAUGGGGCAUAAUGGUGAGAGUUCCGGGGCUACGUCUGUGUGAGUCGCCAGUCUCCUCCAAACUGCCAUUGUAGCGUUUAGGGUUGGGUGGUUCCGUGGCAGUUCCCCGGCCAUAGAUUUCGGUAGCCAGGGUAGAAGUGUCAGGGGUAUCCGUGAGAAGCUGGCCUCUAUGGGGAUCCAUAGCUUGUCUUUCGGGUCUUGUGUCCAUUCUAUCACUCGCUGGAGGUGUAUAGCAUGUCUAUAUUUUGUGAUAUCGGGUAGUCCCAGGCCUCCCUGUAGUUUGGGUCUGGUGAGGGUGGCGAAAUUCAGCCUCGGCGUUUUGCGGGCCCAGACGUAGGCCAUCAGUGUUUUACGGGUUUGUGUUAGGAAGGUUUUGGGAAUGUGGAUUGGUAGGGUUUGUAGGAGAUACAAGAUUCGGGGGAGGAUAUUCAUUUUGAGGACACUGAUCCUACCCAGCCACGUUAUGUGCGGGAGUUGCCAUGAGUCGAGGUCCUUCUGUAUGCGGUCGAGGAGGGGUGGGAAGUUGAUGCGGUAGGUGUCCGACACAUCAGCCGACAAUUACUACUUUUAACUUUGGAUUACAAUUCGUAUCCGGAUCCAUCCAAGAAUAUCUUACUCUGGAACUUGGUGUUCUUUUCAAUUCUUUCCCAGACAAAAGCUUUGCUCAUUUUAAUCAACCACCUUUACAGGCAAAGAUCACACUAUGGAUAUUUUACUGUUACAACAAUGAUCUAAGAUGCUGGGAGCAUAAAAAACCUAAAGACAGUUGGAGAACUUUGGUUUACUAAUUUAAGGAAGAAAUGCGCUACAAUGCCCACAGUUUAAUGGAGAGGGUGUUACGGGCAAAUGCAAAUAUUACAAGUUUUAGUUUGGUCCACUGUUCACUGAUCUCGAAUCUCAGUCUGGUAUUCAAACAGUUUUUCUUACGAUACGUUGUGAGUUUAUAUCCACAACUGCAUUUUGCUUUGUGGAAACAAAUUGAAAGCCUGGCAUUGUAAUACGUGUAUGGACAUGCUUAUAACAAAGCAUGGGCCCUCUCCUCAUGUAGUUGGUCUGUAACAGGCACUUUGAUGCAAUGUGUCUACCAACGCUUUUCUGUGGUCACUGGAUCACAAAAGCAUACCCUUUCUCUCAGUCAUGAUGCAGAGUUUAUGCUUGCAAGGAUAUCCAGACCUUAUCCACCUGGUAUCCGCAUAAAUACUCCUAUCGUUUAGAGGGGUUAAUUACAUAAUAACCAUUGAAGGUAAUAUGUUGGUUGUUCUUCCUAUAGAGGAAAGAUAAACUUGCCCUAAAAGCUUUUUCAUGGCUAGGACAAGCUCUUAUAGAGAGAGGUAAUGUACUUCUGACUCCUGAAAAGGAAUAUUGGUGGUCCAAUAUGGGAAAUACUGUAAUUCAUGUGUUUAGUAAUCAUAAGCAUUUGCUUAUUGCCACAUUACUGAUGUACUGUUUAUUGAAAUAUUAAUAUCUAACAUACUUUUUGAAUUACUAUAUAUUGGAAGUUUGCCAACAUCUCAUGGUUAUAAAUAUGUUUUUGUAUGUGUUGAUGCAUGUACCAGGUUUACUUGGAUAUAUCCUGUGCGAAGUGCAACCUCUGAUGCCACGUUUUCUAGUCUCACUUCCUUAGUAUGCAUUUGAUAAUCCCAGGACCAUCCAUUUGGAUGGUGGUCCUGCAGUUACUGCAAAGGAAACCUUGUAAUAGGAAACCUGCAGUAAAACUUGUAAUAUUUGCAUUUGCCCGUAACAACACCUUCUCGAUCAGGCUAGGCUACAUGACUGCUGGAGAACCAUGCACCCUCAAACUAGAGACUACUCCUUCUACUCCACGGCUUCGGCACAUACUCUAGGCUAGACAUGCUAUUCCUUCCCCAGGACUACCUACAUCUGGCCACCUCCUGCACAUACGGCCCGAUCACCUGGUCGGAUCACGCACCCCUGUCUCUUGCCGUACAAAUCCCUACACUCCCGCUAACAUCUUUUCAUUGGAAACUUAAUGAUUUCCUACUCAACGACUCCACCAUUACAUCGCGAGUGGAAACCACUCUCACUAAUUACUUCCAGAAAAACACGCUACCAUUGAUUUCCCCCAUCACAACCUGGGAGGCACACAAGUGUGUCAUAUGGGGAGAAUUUCUAGCAAUUAUGGCUACCCUUAAAAAACGAAGGACACAAAGAAUCGAUACACUCACACGGGAAAUUAGGUCCCUGGAGCAUACCCACACCAGGGACAGCUCCCUGCCAACAUAUAAUACUCUCAUAACUAAACGCGCAGAACUGACACAACUACUGCAACACCAAGCCGAGAAAAAGCUAUUAAACACUAAACACUCCUACUACGCAAAGGGAGUCAAAUGCGGCAAACUGCUUGCCAAUGCCCUACGACAGUCCAGACAAAACACAUACAUUUCCAAAAUCAAGACACAGACUGGCACACUAUCUCGCACCCUUCCAGAUAUCAUGGAAGCCUUUCAACAAUUCUACACCAAACUAUAUAACCUCAGAAACUCACCCCCCUCCACAGCCGACAUAGACGGGUUUCUUUCCACCAGGCUCAAAAACACAAUCCCUGCAGAAGUAGCCCGCUCCAUAGACAUGCCUAUUACCCAAGACGAAUUAAAAUGUGCGAUCAAAUCAACACCGCUGGGCAAGAGCCCAGGUCCUGAUGGCCUAACGGCCAAAUACUACAAACAAUUCGCCACACUUCUGGCGGAACCAUACCUGAGGGCAUUUAACGCUCUCACUGAUCCGGCCCCACUCCCAGCGUCGGCACUAGAAGCACACAUCACGCUAUUACCGAAACCAGGUAAAGACCCAACUGUAUGCAGCAGUUAUCGCCCAAUAUCGCUCAUCAAUGUAGACCUUAAGAUAUGCACAAAAAUUCUAGCCAUGCGACUACAACCGAUCCUACACACCUUAAUACACCCAGACCAAUCUGGCUUCGUCCCUAAGCGCGAAGCCAAAAAUAACACAACUAAACUAUUGAAUCUCAUACACCUCUCCCAUACCACUCAAAGACAGAGCCUACUUCUAUCCAUAGACGCAGAAAAAGCGUUUGAUAGAGUAGACUGGAAAAUGCUGACAGCCACACUCCAAGCCUUAGGCUUUGGCCCAAAUUGGAUGAAAUGGAUGGGAGCCAUAUACUCUACCCCGACGGCGAAAUUGAGAAUAAACUGCCAAUUAGCAAGCCAGUACACAUUAGAAACGGCACGAGACAGGGGUGCCCUCUCUCCCCCUUACUCUUCAUCCUCUCUUUAGAACCCUUUCUGCAGGGAAUAAGAGACCACGACGACAUUCACGGAUUCACUGUCCAUCCACAGGAGUUUAAGGUCUCCGCAUUCGCAGAUGAUCUAUUAUUCUCCAUCACAGACCCACUCACUUCCCUACCACCUUUAAUUGCAGAACUGAAGGCAUAUGCUGAACUAUCCAACUUUAAGGUCAAUUACACAAAGAGUGAAAUUUUACCCCUCGGAUUGGACAGACGCACACAAACUGAACUUAAAGCCAUGUAUCCCUUCACAUGGGCCGAGAAGUCCAUCACCUAUUUAGGGGUCCACCUACCCAGACACUUAAAGCACACAUAUGACCUGAAUUUUAUACCACUACUCGCGGCAAUAUCGAAAGAUAUAGGGGAUUGACAGAGACCGGUCUUCAGCUGGUUAUGUAGGAUCAACAUAUUGAAGAUGAAUACGCUACCUAAAGUGUUGUAUCUCCUGCAAACACUCCCCAUCACAAUCCCCCCCCUCCUUCUUUGCUAAACUCAAACAAAUCUUCACGACCUUCAUUUGGGCGAACAAGCGCCCGAGAAUAGCAUACUCGAUUCUGACCAGGCAUAGAGAACAGGGAGGGCUAGGAUUACCCCACAUUGAACGCUACUACCAGGCGGUCAUACUAACUAGGAUGUACAAAUGGUCUGCAAUACACCCACUCAAACAAUGGGUGCACAUAGAGGGCUCCAUGUUCCAAUCCCCUCUAUAUACGAUCCCAUGGCAGGACGAGGGUCAUUCACUCCUCCUGCCUCAACACUCACACCACCCAACGAUUAUACCCACACUACGUCUGUGGUCACGCAUUAGACUCCAGAACGACAUCUCACCACAUCCCUCACCCUUCUACCCUCUGGCACACAACCCCAAAUUUUUACCAGGCUUACGCCCCCAGUUCUUCCAUCAGUUUCCACCAACUCAAAAAACAAGAUACCUGAUGGUUAACACGGUCAUCACACCAACGGGGAUAGCUCCACUAUCUACUCUAACCUCCACAGACCACCCAACUACCCAACAAUAUUUCCAAUAUGCUCAGCUGACACACUUCCUGAAGGGGGAACCACACCUUCUUCGAGGAACAAGAGCACACACCAAAUACGAAACCUACUGUACUACCCACAGCCUACAAACCAAGCACCUAUCUAUAUUCUACAAACUCCUUAACACCAUAAAUUUCGCCCCUCCCCCCUCAUUCACAGCGGCGUGGGAGACUGAGCUGGGUAUUACCAUUCCAGUGGGAACAUGGCACAAAAUAUUCAUGUACUCCCAUGCCACGUCCAUUAGCACCGCAGUAAGGGAAAGCACAUACAAAAGAAUCUCCAGAUGGCAUUACUCACCUGCUAAGAUACAUGCUAUCUUUCCAACAGCGCCAGAUACAUGUUGGAGGUGCGGGCAACCCAAGGCAACUACAGCUCAUAUCUGGUGGCUAUGUCCGGCCAUCCAAACCUACUGGCAGAGGCUGGGAGGGUUAAUCAAAGCUAUCACAGGCCAUCAACUCCCACAAUCACCCGAAACUUUCCUCUUCCUCGUACACACAACGCACAUACCGAACCUCCAACGCAAACUAGUCAACCAUAUGCUGACAGCAGCAAAUAUGUUGAUACCGUUAAAAUGGAAGAGCACCAAUGCCCCAUCAGUACGGGAGUGGAUACAAAAGGUAGAAUUCAUAAGGACCAUGGAAGAACUAGACGCAUCAUACUCGAACAAAUACACCACCUACACCCUAACAUGGCAGCCCUGGUUGACCUAUCUAGGCAAUUGAGCCACCUAAUUAUCGUCUAAAUACUACCUCUACACGACCACCCUAAUACCUACACCGUCCCUACCUUCCCCCCGUUGUUUCCUCCCUACUAUACACUACAAACUAUAUCACGCUUAAAGUUGAAUCGAAGUCACUAGACCAAACUAUGUUGUCAGCCUAAUGACAAGAUUCUUUCGAACUAAUUACUGUUACCCUACUUUGUUGUACAACUGUGAAAAAUGUAAAAAUGCGCAGAUUCUGUUGCCUGCAUACCUUGAAUUGUUAAUUGUUAUACACGGGUGGCAAACACCUAUGUUCUGUAACAUUUUAUGCGCAAUAAAAUAAAGAAUUAAAAAAAUAUAUAUAUAAAAAAUAUUUGCAAUCUUAAGCCAGCAAGAAAAAAAAAAAUUAAAAACAGUUGGUCAAUCCCCUUAGCCAAGUCAGUUAACAGGUCUAUCAACCCAUACCGCCAUAAAUUAAGAAGGAGUAUGAAUACAAAGUUUAGGCUUGGAUUGUGGUCACAGUGGUGCGAUGCUUCUCCCCUCCUGGGUUAUCAACGCAGAGUAAUCAUCUUUUGGGCUAAGGAAGGUGCUGGGGGAGAUACCAAGGCUUGCACCAGGAUUCCCAAAUAUGGGAUACUGUUUGUUUUUGGGGCGCAGUCAGUGCUGUGGCCUGUUUAAAUGCGUAAUUUAUAGGAAGUCUCUCCCACUGCUAUUUCAGUGGGGCAUAGCUUGCUUUUCCAGUGUAGUGCUAAGUAUCUGGCAGCUAGUGCUACGUGAGAGGCAAGCACCUGCUCAUAAAAUGAUAAAUGUUUAGUUAAAUCAAACCAUAGGUACACACGAUGGUUUAAAGGGCAAUUUAAUAUGUAACUUGUGGAGUAGUUUGGAGACCUCUUGCCAAAUGGGGUAUACAGUUGUGCUCAAUAGUUUGCAUACCCUGGCAGAAAUUGUGAAAUGUUUUCAUUAAAUUUGAAAAUAUGACUGAUCAUGCAAAAAAAAUUAAAUAUAUAUAUUUAUUGAAGGAUAGUGAUCAUAUGAAACCAUUUAUUAUCAUAUAGUUAUUUGGCUCCUCUUUAAAUCAUAAUGAUAACAGAAAUCACCCAAAUGACCCUGAUCAUACACUUGAAUGUUUGGCUUUGUUACAAACACACCAGGUUAAAAUGGCAAUUUAAAGGUUAAUUUCCAACACCUUGGACUUUUUAAAUUGCAAUUAGUGUCUGUGUAUUAAUGGUCAAUGAGUUUGUUAGCUCUCCCAUAGAUGCACCAAGCAGACUAGAUACAGAGCUAUGGGGAGCAGAGAAGAACUGUUAAAAGACCUGCGUAACAAGGUAAUGGAACUUUUAUAAACAUGGGAAAGGAUAUAAAAAGGUAUCCAAAGCCUUGAAUGUGCCAAUCAGUACUGUUCAAUCACUUAAGUGGAAAAUUCAGAUUUUAUUUAUUUAUUUUAUAUGCAAAGCCAAGGUCAGGUAGACCAAGAAAGAUUUCAGCCACAACUACCAGAAGAAUUGUUCGGGAUAUAAAGAAAAACCCACAGGUAACCUCAGGAGAAAUACAGGCUGCGCUAUGUUUGGAGAAGGGUCAACAAGGCCUAUAGUGAAAAGAAUACCAUCCCCACUGUGAAGCAUUGUGGUGGCUCACUGAUGUUUUGGGGAUAUGUGAGCUCUAAAAGCAUGGGGAAUCUUGUGAAAAUUGAUAGCACUGAUGAAUGCAGCAUGUUAUUAGAAAAUACUGGCAGACAAUUUGCAUUCUUUUGCAAGAAGUCUGCGCAUGGGACGCUCUUGGACUUUCCAGCAUGACAAUGACCACAAGCACAAGGCUAAGUUGACCUUCCAGUAGUUUCAGCAAAAAAAGGUGAAGGUUCUGGAGUGAUCCUCACAAUCUCCUGACCUUAAUAUCAUCGAGCCACUCUGGGGAGAUCUCAAACGUGCAGUUCAUGCUAGACAACCAAAGAUUGUACAUGACCUGGAGGCAUUUUGCCAACACGAACGGGCAGCUAUACCACCUGCAAGAAUUAGGGGCAAAAGACUGCACCCUGUCAUUGAUUCUAAAGAGGGCAAUACACAGUAUUAAGAGCUAUGUAUACUUUUGAUAUAAAUAUCAAAAUCCCAUAAAUAAUUUUUAAAAAGUGUUUUGCCUGCUCACUCAUGGUGAUGUGAGUUGCAUUUGAUGAUUUCCUUUCCCUCCCCCCCCCUCCCCCCCUUUUGCCCCUGCGUGCUGUCACUGAGGGGAAUGGUGUUAUAACCUUCUUAAUAUGGGGAUCCGAAGUGAGAAUUGGCCAAAAUCUUUUAAGCGUAUUUAUCAUGUUAGACCAGCCUGCAUCAUACGAGUUCCAGUAUCCUAUCCAAAACAAACAUUAAUACUUAACCACAGAAUAAUAUUUAAGCCUCAUUUUUACUAUAUUUGGAAUGGGACAAGCACAAUCUUCUAAUGAAGCCUAAUCCAUGAUUUGCGUAACUUAACCAUAUGACCAGGAAUUGUGAUGUCCGCCAUAUUGGGUCACAAGUAAGGAGUGUGUCAUAUCUAUGGAAUGGGAAAAAUAGUAACCAAUUCGUAGAUGCAAGUACAUAAGAGGAGAUAGAACCAAAUGUUUCCAUUUGGAUUGAUGUUGGUCUGGAACAUAAGGGGGUGGUCAUUUAUUGUUUCUAUAGGUACACCUUAACUCCACCCCUGGGCAAGACUUGGUGAUCCACAGGUUAUAUAUCUAAUGAUUCUGAAAUGUGUAUUGGACUUGCUUGGGGCCAAAAUCCGAUUUUGAGUGAGUCACCAUCUUCUUUACCAGAGACCCGCUUGGCAGAAGUUUUACUUUGAAAUCCUGAGUCAGUGAUUAGGACUUCUGUUAUUUUAUCCUUUUUGUUUAUCUGUUGUUGGUGUAACUAAUUUGAUUGUCAUCUAUAUUUUUGUGUGCACUGUGACUAUUUUUUGCUCAUAUUAAAUAUUCCUUUAUUCUGCCUUUGUCUGGUAAAGAAUCACGUUACCUGAAGAUCAUAAUUAAUGUUUUGCAAUUACAUAGAUAUUGUGCGACCUUGUAUUUGGUGGGUUUUUAUUAAGUUAUCUGGGGGACUAAAGCACCCCAUUUAUAAAUUGUCUUGGUGGUGGCAGCGUUAAAAUAGUAAUAGUUAUAUUAUUAUGGUUAAGUGUGGGUGGUGUUAAGUGGUAUUGUAUCAUUUCCAGUCUAGUUCAGACAAAUGGGGAACUUUAACCCUUUCACCACCACAGCUACGUCUCACACACUCUUGACGUUGGGUGCAUUCAUGACAGCAAUGAAGAGAAUUUGUUUAUUUAGGCAACAGGGUGUAAAAGUGUCCGGUGUAUAGAUCCAAAAGACCUCGCAGUGAAGUAACUUCAAAUCAUGGCUUACCACUUCUAGAGGAGGCCAGAAUGUGGUCAGUACCAAUAUAUUUGAAAGAAAAUAAUGCAUGUCCAUUCUGCAAAAAAAAAGAUGAACCAUGGGUUUGUCUGAAGAACCAUCACAAAGUGCCAUCCUGAUACAGGAUUUGUGGCCUCUUAUUCUUUCUCUUAAUCAUUUGUUGUCUCUGUAUGACAAGCUCACAGGGGCAAGUGGUUUUAUACACUACUUAGUUUGUGGUACAUGUUGUUCUGUGUCUAAAUUAAAAGGUCCCACCUGACUAUUAAAAAAUGAUUUGCCAGAGUAAAUGUGGCCACAGGUGACAAAUCCAAAGCAUUUGUAGUAUAUAUUAUUAAUCAAUGGUUUAUGAAUUAAUUGGUAUUGAUCAGUAUGGACUAAUAUGUCCCUGAGGUUUGCUGUCAUCUUGUACCCCACAAGUGGGGUAUUGUGGAAAGGUCCCUGCUGAAAAGAGACCAGUGCUUUUUGAAAACCUUUUUCAAGACUGGAGAAUUCGUAUUGCAUAUUUGUACAUAAAUAACUCUGUUCCGACUCCCAUGGUCACUAGGGAGAUCAUUAACUGUGUGCAAAGACAACCUUUCCAUUUUGUAAUGAGCUUCAGAAAGUGCAUGUAAUAGUAAGUACUUAUUAUAACCUUGUGCAAGAAAAUGAUCAAACAUUUCUUGCAGUUGAACCCCUCUACGCAGGGGGGAAAGGGAUCUAAAACAAAACUUUGACUUUGAGCGAUAAGUUUGUUCCACUGUAAUUUAAGGGUUUCCUUUCAAGUGCCCCCAUACAUACUCUAUUAAAUGAAAGCCUUUUAUUUAUUUUUUUAUUUUAUCCAGCUUCUUGAACAGUUUGGCACAAACUGUGGAAUUCCACCAAACACACUCUUCACCUGUAGCUUAGCUGUUAUGGUGCUUGGAGUGUCCCUUUAAGCUAAAUAAGUAAAAUUAAAUCUAUAGAUAUUGAUGGCUAAUUUUACAACUCACUGCAAUUUUUCCUAACUGCUUCUCCACUGGCUAGUGAAUGGAACAUUAUGGCUUGCAUAUUGUAUAAAUUUAUUUCUAAUGAAGUGGAUGGUUUUAUUUUUUGGUCCACUUUACUGUUGUGUAGUAACAUAUGAAUAUGCAUCAUUAGUAUAGCAGUUAAAAAAAAAAAUCCUAACACCUUUUUACUUCUUUUACAGCCCAGAGCAAGACCACCUUUCCUCUACAUUGGCAUCUCCCAAAUUCACUAUUCCACACACUGACAAUCGAACACUACAUCACAUAAACCAACAUUCGCCUUCAAGCCUUUCCUCUCCUUGGAGCUUCUCUGUGUCAGAUCCACAGCAAGAAAGUGAAAGAAGAGCUGAUGGGGUACCUUCAGAAGGCCAGUAUCUACAGACUGGGAGGUUUGAAUGGGCUUCGGGCAUGGAUGAUGAUGGUCACUCUACGCUUAUGAUGGUGCGGUCAGACCCACCUCCCAUUACAAUGCCAGUGUUUAGAAGAGCUUUGCAACUGGGCAGUUCACAAGAGACCUGGCAGGGCAGCAACUACUCUGAGGAAGAUGCACAAGUAGAAGUAGAAGAAGAAGAGGAUGAUGAUGAAGAGGAAGAAGGUUCGGUCUAUACAUGUAUUGAGUGCAGCAUCUAUUUCAAAAAGAAAGCUCACCUGCUGGAGCAUAUGUUUCAGCACACUCAAGAGGGAGAAGGAGAGGGAACACAGGCUGGGGAUGGCCCACAUACCUGUGGUGAGUGUGGAAAAUGUUUUGGAGAGGAGAGUAGUUUGACAACCCAUCGCCAGCUACAUCAGGAGUCCAGACAAAAAAUUAUGGAAGAAAUACGCAAGCUAGAGAGUUUGGCAGAUGAAGGAAGGAGUGCACGUCUUCAAUGCCCAAAAUGCCUCUUUGGUACGAACUCCUCCAAAGUGUUUGUCCAGCAUGCAAAGACCCAUGUUAAGAAGGGGAUUGGUGAAAACCGAACAACACCAUCAUCAUUUAGAACUCCAGCUGAGAUGCAUGAAGAAAGUAGCACAGAAGAGGUAAAUGAUGGAAUCUGGAAUAUUGCUGAGAAAGAGGCAGAAAGUGAGCAAGAUUGGGGAGUAGAUGUGCCCCAAGCUGAAGAGAUGCAAUAUCCAGGCAAAGCAAAGAGAAAAACUCCAUUCAAAGAAAACACAGGAGAUUGCACAAAAGAUGAGCAACAGAAGACUGGAGAAUGUUGUAAGACUUUGAAAGGCUCUUGGAUACCAGAAGCAGCAAUGGAAGUUAAGAGAAAGUUUCGAGAAGCUCUAAAGGAUGGUGGCUUGGCUGAAGAUGGACAAAGACAACAAUUAAGAGAGGCAGUGGCUGUUGUUGUACUCGAAAACAUUAGCUCUAGAAAGAGGAGAUCAAAGGUAUCCCAGCCUUGGGGCUAUAGUAAAAGACUGUCUGGAGAGUACUCCUCAAAAAAUUCCACCUCACCUUUUGAACUUCAGCAUUCUAGAGAAGAAUGGGCAGAAGAUGGAGAUGGUGAUCUACCCUUGGAUGCUCUGUUAAUGGAUCCCAGCUAUGAGGGACAACUUGAGGCACUUGGUCUUAGGAGUGAAGAACGAGAGUGUCCAUACUGUCCUGAUCGCUUCCACAAUGGUAUUGGGCUGGCCAACCAUGUCAGGGGCCAUUUAAACAGAGUCGGGGUCAGCUACAAUGUACGACAUUUCAUAUCGGCAGAGGAAGUGAAGGCUAUUGAACAGAAUUACUCCUUUCAGAAGAAGCGCAAGAAAGGUUAGUGUACUGUUUAAGUUAACAAUUUUUAUGCAAGAGUGACUCAAUAUACAGUAUAGAUCUACUUAGAACAAUGGGGGUUAUGGAUAAAGAGCGGUUUAGAAACAUUUGUAAUAGUGUAGCAAUAAGUAGGUAAAUUGCAUUGGUUUUCAUGGAAAAGACUUUUCUCAAAGAAUUUGUCUUAAAAAUUGCUCUUAACUCUUCAUGAUUAGUAAGUUAUUUACCUUGACAUAAAAAUAGAAAAUAUCUCCUUUUAGACUUUUUCAGUUGUGUGUUUGUCUAAUAUUUUGUAAGUAAGAUGUUUUGUGAUGGAAGCUACAGAUAGUUCCCAGUGUAUUUUUUUUUUUUUUUAUAAGAGGCCAAGUACCAAAGACUGCUAUAUGAUUUUUAACUUUUUGAGUACCAAAGGUAUGCCCAAGGCAUUGUUUUGCAAUGCACACCUCUAGCAUCAGUGGUUACAUAAGUUGCAAGUAGUACAUAUGAGACAAAUUAGCCAACUGGGUAUCUUAGAGAGCAUAAAUGAUAUAACAUGGUAGGAUGUAAUAGCUUACUUUGACACCCCAGAUGGUUGUGAACCGCAUAUCUCAUGAUCAUCCAGACUAUUCAUUGCUGGAAAUGUAGUUGAUGAACAUCUGGGAUUCCAAGGUUAGUAAUGACUGUUCAUGUUACCAUGUGAGGAUUGAAAGCCAAUUUUUGAAGCACAAUUAAAUUUUUAAGAUUCCUGGUGACACAUGCUGAAAAGCUAUUGAGAAGGUUAGGGCAGAUCCAAACACAUUCGGGUUUAUUCACUAAAUGUCACAUUGCAGUGAAAUUAAAAAGAAAUUGCAUAAACUUGCCAAAUGUAGUUACAUUUUGCAGUUCAGUUUUCAAUUGUCUGCAAUUCAAUAUUUAGUGAAUAAACUCAUCUGUGAAAGGAGUUUGCCAUUACAAACAUUACAUUUAUAGCCAUAACUAAAAACUAAUAAAAGAAAACAAAACAAAAAAAAGGGCUGGAAACUCUAUAAAUAGACAUAUAGUAUACCCUGUAGGAUAGGUGACAGAGUUCAUGUAUUCAUGUGAGAUCACAAAAUUUUCCACCACAGGAAAAUGCCUUUGUAGUGAUUGUCUUAUUAUUUAAAAGAAGGUAUUCUGUUGUGACUAAAUAUUUGGAAUCUCACAAGAAAGUUUCUCUGUUCUUUGUCCUGAAGGACAUAUGUAUUAUAUGUCCUUUUAUAUACCAAAUAUCUUUUUUGUUUUUGUCAAAUAAAUUAAUGACAUGUUUUACCUGUAAGAGGUAGCAUUUGACCACCACUAGGUAAUAUACAAUCAUCAUUGAUAUUAGGAGCUUAGCUUGCUAUAUUAUGCUGCUCCAAACCCCAUGUUUUCUAUUUUAUCUAUAUUGCGAUUUUGACACACCCACCUAAUUUAUAUAUUUAUAUAAAAAAAUAAUAUAUUAUUGGUUCCAAUGUGUGUGCUAAUUCUCACACACACUAGUAGUAUAUCUCAGUUUAUCUAUUAUACAGCUCCCAUUAUCAAAUUCAGUUCAAAAUGUGGUCCUCAAUCUGUGCUCUUAAGAAAUUUACAGCAUCUGGUUACAAAUAUUCAGGAGGCUAAUGAGAUCUCAACAUGUUCAAAUUACGGUAUAAAAUUUCUGUUUUGCAUUGUGACUGGAGUCAACAAAAAUACAGUAACCGUUUCUAACUAUUUGCAACACAGCUUAAAAGUGUAGCAUUUCAUUAACAAUGUACUGUAAUAAUUCGGUUUAAAUAAUUAACCACAUGGAGAAAAUUAUAGCAUUAGCAAAGUAAGCUUUGCAGGCCUACACAUCUGAAGACUUUAUCUGAGUGAACAUGGUGAUCUAGGGAGGCAUACUUACUAGAUUAUAGCAUCUGAUAGUACAUGCAAUUUUGCCAGAGGGUCAGGUAGAAUUUUUUUGACCUGGCCAUCUAACUAGGCCCAUGUGUUUGAGGCAUGUUGAGUAGGCCUAGAAGCCUAAUGGGGCAUCUGCCAGAGUGCUACUUUGUGUCUUUGGGGAGUGUAGCCGAGAGCCAUUAAGUAGUUGUUAGCGAUGUCGCGAACGGUUCGCCGCGGACUCAUCAUUGAGUAAACUUUGACCCUGUACCUCACAGUCAGCAGACACAUUCCAGCCAAUCAGCAGCAGACCCUCCCUCCCAGACCCUCCCACCUCCUGGACAGAGUCAAAGUUUACUCAAUGAUGAGUCCGCGGCGAACCGUUCGGGACAUCACUAGUAGUUGGGCAUUUAGCAAGGGAGGAUUCAAAGUAGACUUUGCAUUUAGCAUAGGCACUUAGUAGGCCUAGAAUUUAGGGAGGCGGACUUUGUGUAGACAGGGACAUCUAUCUAGCAGGAGAAGUGCUGGGUGUUCUGGGGUGGAGGGAUGUUUGUAGUGCAUAGGCUGCCAUUUAAAAAUAGAUAUUUUAUAUUUUUUGUCAAAUUAACAAGUCUGCAUGGAUAAAUACAUUUACUAUGAAGAGUACCUAUUUUUAUACUGUACAGCAGAUCGGCUCCACUCCUACAUUGCUUAAGAUGUGCAUGAAAAUGUAAAAUACAAUUAAAAUGUAUUAUACAAUUAGUAUAGUAUAGUGACACCUGCUAGGUAUGAGAGGUCAUGUAGUGUUUCAUGUUAAAUAUACCAGACAAUCUAGUUGGGGAUGCAGACUUGGCCUGUGCAUCUACUAGUGCAGGAGUAGGCAACCUUCGGCACUCCAGAUGUUGUGGACUAAUGUUCUGACACCCAUUCAGAUGGCAAAACAUCUGGAGUGCCGAAGGUUGCCUAUGCCUGUACUAGUGUAUAGAAAGCAGACUUCUUAGUGUGUGCAUAGACUAGGAUUCGACAACACACAACAGCCACACAUGACAUGUCUGACUUGGCCCAAGGUUUUAAUGGGGGACACUGGAUAGCGCUGACUAAUAAUAAAGGGUGUUGUGCAGGUCAAUACAACUGUAAAAUUUGAGUAGGCCAGGACGCCCGGUGAGCCACAAUAUGUAGAACUGGACACCAGGUGUUCUCCUCUCACCCUCUGCAGUGGCGAACUUUGACCCCAGUACGUUCAGCCUGAUGCGGUGUGAGUUCUGUGGUGCUGGCUUCGACACUCGUGCUGGCCUCUCCAGUCACGCCCGUGCCCACCUUCGAGACUUUGGUAUCACCAACUGGGAGCUCACAGUGUCUCCCAUCCAUGUGCUUGCUCGACUGCUUGCCCGUUCUCCCGGUCGUCCGCUGCCCCCCUUCCCGCCUUGGCACCAGGAGACUGACACAGACGGUAAGCCUUUGUGCUUCUUUAUAUCAUCAUUGAGGUAUCACAUUGCAUCAUCACCAGCCUGCAGUCAGAUCCAAGUUUGUGUCCUGGCCUAUCCCUCUUCAUCUAACAUUCCUCUUCCCAUCCUAGCCUUGCAGCACCCUUCUCACAUUCCACAAUGUAACCUGUCACUAUCAGUGAUCAUGUCAUAAUGGGCCUAAUUAUUUAAUCUUUAAAUUACCUCACUGCUGCCAAUCUAUGACUCUUGGUGUUCACUCUAAGUUAAAAUGGUUAAUCUAAGCACUGUUACCACUUCAGCUUUCUGAAGUGGCUGUGGUGCAAUGACUUAGUUAGUGCAGCAUUUUAGCUUAAAACACCAGUAUCAAGAUAUUUUAGAUUUUUAACCUUGGUAUAGCUCUACCUCCAGCUCAUGUCAUUCAGUCAGACACAAACGUUUUCCACACUGACUGUUAGUUUUACCAAACUUGGGUUCAGUUGCAAGAAGAGUCACCGCCUGCUUGGGCCAUGCUUCUGCUGAGUGAUUAACAUAGGCCAGUUCACUGAACAUGGCCAUGUGUAAAGUGAUAGCAGCUUCAAUAAAUGGAAAUUCUCUGUGUGAAAGAACUGCUUAUCCCAUAAACUACUAGCUGUGUAUGAGUUUAUGGGAUAAGAGUCUCUCUUCCUGAUGAGAGAGGGGUCUCUAUCUGUUGCUGUAGGCAGUCCUACUAAAGUGCACUGAGGAAAAAUGUGAAGGCGAGUAAUCAAUGAAAUGUUUCACCUGAAAGCUCAGUGCUUCAGUCUUUGCAUUUCUUUUUAUUGAUUUGCAUUUUAAUUUUUUUUUUUAAUGCAUUCUCUCUUUAAUGCAUUAAAACAAUUGGUAUAAUUUUGCCCCAUAGUUCCCCUUUCAGUUUAUGAGAGUACAGCACUCUCUGUAAAGAGUCUGGCGAGUCCUUCCAUAGACAACGCAUUUUUACCCACAUCCUUUACUAGUGACGGAUGGGGAAAAUGACAAACUUUACAGCAAUAGCCAAGUCUCUUCUCGAGUUUUGGAAGACUUGGGGAAUAUACAUAAGACAAAGUAGUUCAUAUUUUGCCUUCUAAUAUACUUUGGCUGUACUGGAAUGAAAUUCCAACACCGUCAAUGUGAGUAUUUCAUAAAGAUUAAAAAAAAAAAAUCCAAUUUAUGAGUCUUUUUAUUGCAGCUUUUGGCAAUGUUUCACCUGAAAGCUCAGUGCUGCGUUCAGUCUUUGCCUUUUUAAUUUUUUUUUUUUAAGUGCAACAUAAGUGCAAUUUUAUUGAAUGAAUAAUUAAAAAAAAAAAUAAUAAUAAUAAAAAAAAAAAAAAAAAUAUAUAUAUAUAUGAAGCAUAGGAAGCUGAUACAUAACAAAUGGCACAACUGACCACAGAUUAACUGGUUUGGGUGUAUUUUUUUUUUUUUGGAUGCAACACUUUUUUUCCUUUUUAAAAUUAAAAAAAAAAAUUAAUAUAUUUAACAAAAAAAAUGUUUUAAUGAUUGUUUGAAUUUCAUCUGUAAAUGGCAAUUAAUUUGUGCAAACCCCUGUUUUGCUGGAUGUUAGAGGCUUUAAGGUUGUGGAUGAUAAAUGUUACAUCACACAAAACAUAUAGGUAUUUAUUUUCACCUUUUCCUUCCCUCAUUAUUAUUUUAUUUAUAUAGGGCCAGCAAAUUCCGUAGUGCUGUACACUCAUAGAAUUGCACAAAAAUAUUACAACAGAUAUAGUUGUUCUAGGUUAAUCAUGUUCUCAAACACUUGCAUCCAGAAUUUGAGAAUAUCCUCACUGAAACACACAUUCAGACUGACACUGUGGUUGGCAGGAGCCUCCUGCCUUCUCAGCUGUAAUUUAACACUAAUGGAGUUAAUUUUGUUCCAAUUUUUUUUUUUUCUUUUGAAAGAAAAAUUCACAAAUAUUUUGUAGAUGACUGUUGCAUAUUGCUGCUGCUGCUAAACUUACAUAUAAGUAUUCUAUGGUUUCUAAGCAGAUCAAGUUGGCUCCUAGUUGUGUGAAAUUAUUUUUGUUUAUUUUCCAAACUUAAAAGGGAGCCUAUAGUGCAAAAAUAACAAUUUGUUAUAUAUUCCCAUUUGUCUGUUUGCCUUUUUAUCUGUAAACAUUAAAGGGACACUAUAGUCACCAGAACUACAGCUUAAUGUAGUUGUUCUGGUGAGUAUUCUCAUUAUAUGCUGGCAUUUCCAUGCAAACAGUCUUUUCAGAGAAAAGGCAGUGUUUACAUCCCCUCUAGGGACCCCUCCAAGUGGUCACUCCUCACAUGGAGGUGCUUCCUAGGGCAGUGCUGCACAGUAGGCAGCACUGCUGUUCAGGCUCCCAACGCUCUGCAUAGGGACGCUGAAUUUUCCUCAUAGAGAUGCAUUGUUUUAAUGCAUCUCUAUGAGGAGGUGCUGAUGGACCCAAACAGUGUUUGGCCCUGCCCCAUCAUGCCUCCUUUCUGAUGAUGUCACCAAGAAGGCGGAUUGGGGACGGGGCCAGCACCGGCAGACCAGUGCGGAGUUGUAAAUAAGAUGAGUUUUUAAUUCCUUUUAAGGGGGCUGAUGGGGGGUGGGUAAGCCACCUAAAUGGUGGGUUUAACACUAUAGGGUCAGGAAUACAUGUUUGUGUUCCUGACCCUAUAGUGUUCCUUAACGUAAAAUAAAUAUUACUCCCUUCAUUUCAAGCAUUGGCAUUCCUCUUGUGAUGUAAACAACCAUGCUAAAGUUACCAGUGAUCUUUUCCAGUCUAAUACUUUUCAUAGAGAAGCAUUGGAUUUGAGAGCGUAUGUGCAGCAAAACACUGCUCUCCUCCAAACAAAUGCUAUUACCAACAGCAUUUGGUUCUCAGACCAAGUUUUACUCCAUUCUAAAGGAGGAAGUGCAUCUGUUUGUGGUCUUAAAGGCACACUGUAGUCACCAAAACAAUAGCUUAUUGAAUUUGUUCUGGCUUUUUGCUGUAAACACUGUAUUUUCAGAGAAAAUGCAGUGUUUACAUUACACCCUAGUGAUAACUUCACUGGCCACUCCUCAGAUAGCUGUUAGAGAUCCUUCCUGGGUCAUGGCUGCCUAAAAUGCAUCCAAACAUUCAGUGUCUCCUCCCUCUGCAUGCAGACACUGAACUUUCCUCAUAGAGAUUCAUUGAUUCAGUUCAUCUCUAUGAGGAGAUGCUGAAUGGCCAGGGCCAUAUGUUGCUUUCUUGUGCCCCUUGUUUCAGGCACAGGCACAAAACCUUUGCAAUGUGUACUGUCAUUUUAAAAGGAUAGGCCCAAUUGGACUACCACCUCUGUCCUUCCCUCUAAAGUGUCAGUGUUUCCAUUUGUGCUUUAAACUGCAUUUGAUAUAACACAUUACGCAAAUAAAUAUCACAAAGCUACCUGCAAGUGAAUAGAAGCUGUGCUACCUCAAUAUGAACAAAAGUGAUAUAAGCAAUUCAGAAUGUAGUGUAGUUGCCUGUAGUGCAUGGGUUGGCCACCUAUGACAGGAUGCUUUUGCAUGGCACAUGAGGCUGCCAGAGCCAUAUAGGCCAGUUCGGGAGUUCCGAGCCAGUAAUGUGCAGCUCAGGUGGGCGCAGACAAAGAACUCCAUAGCAUUACAUCACUGAUAGGGUACGUUGCAGGUUAGGGGAUCAUUUUGGGGGGGGAUUAGUUAAGAGUUUACAUUUCUGGUUUGUGAAGUCUGAUAGUGAAAGGAGUCAACAGUAUGUUGAAGGGAAGCCUCCACUACUCUAAACCUGCUGCAUGGUGUACAUUACUGUACCCCAUGUCAUUACAGUGCAAAAUACAGCAGUGUAUAGCACUGACCGUGUGAUUGGUAUGUUUGAAAAGUUACCUUUUACAUUGAUGUAUGUAAACCAUGUAGAAACUUCUACUUUAGCUAUAUCUGAAGAUGGUGCUGCCUGGGAGACCCAGUUUAGUGACAACCUGUUCAAAAAAUGGUUUAGGUGUUACACUGAGGAUCGUGUCGGGGGACUUCUGGCACCAUAACCACUACAGUGUGCUGUAUUCAUUAUGGUGCUUAGACUGCCUCCUUUAACAGGCACAAAAAUGUGGUGUAAAUGCUAUGUACUUCAUCAAUACUUUGAGUGUAUAAAUAAGCACAUUAUUAUUAUUAUGAUAUUUAUAGAGCGCUGUCAAAUUCUGCAGCGCUUUACAAUGGGUGGACGAACAGACAUGUAGUUGUAACCAGACAAGUUGGACACACAGGAACAGAGGGGUUGAGGGCCCUGCUCAAUGAGCUUACAUGCUAGAGGGAGUGGGGUAAAAUGACACAAAAAAGGUAAGGAUAGUAUUAGACUAGUGACAGUUGCAGAAGAGGAAUCAGUCAGGAGCUAUUAACAGUUUAAUUGAUACGCUUUUAUGAAGAAGUGGGUUUUUAACGAUUUUUUGAAGGAGUGGAGACUGGGUGAGCAUCUAAUGGAGGAGGGAAGCGAGUUCCACAGGAACGGUGCAGCCCUCGGGAAAUCUUGAAGGCGAGCAUCAGAGGUGGGAGUACGGACAGAAGAUAGACGUAAGUCUUCAGCAGAUCGUAAGGGCCUAGACGGGACAUACUUGUGUAUGAGGUGGGAGCAGCAUUAUGUAGCGAUUUGAAAGCAAGAACCAGAAUUUUUAAUUGAACUCUAUAUUUUAUAGGAAGCCAAUGUAGGGACUGACAGAAGGGUGAGGCAUGGGAGGUGCGGGCGGACAGGAACAUUACAUUGUAUAUUACCUUUUUUUAAUUUAUAGAUUAAAGAGGCAUGGUUUACUUUGUCUCGUUCAAAAGCUUUAGCAUAGAAUGAGACUGUUACUUCACUGUGCAGGCUGAAAAAGCAGGUAGUAUUUUUUUUUAUUCCCUUCAUGUUUACCUGCUUCUUCUUUCUUAUUCUUUCCAUGCCCAUUCUGGGCGAGGUCAGCAAAGAUCUAGCCAGUGUCCUAUCCCUAGAAAUGCUGGAAAAGUGCUAGGGCAUGCCUGACAGAUUUACACAUGAGCAGUUGGGAGAACUCUUCGCCUUGCAACCUCUGACAGGGGAGAAGAGUGAGUCUGUUCAGUGUGACGUAUGCAGAGAAGGCUCUAGCAUCAGGUUUCUCUUUCUCACAUUAGUAUGUUAAUAAAGUUUAUUACAUACUUUUCAAAGUUUUUCUUGCUUUAUUUUGCUUUGUGUGUUUGUUUAAAAGUGUUUGCUGGUGAAACAAAUAUAAGAAAUGUCAAGUGAUACAUGUGUUUUUAACUGUGUGCUAACUUUGUCUGUAAUUUACUGUGGCCGAAGCAUAUAUCCAGGUGCCUCACACAGGGCCACUACCAUACAACAGUUGGCAUGGGUGUAUAAGACUAAAUCUUAACACUCUGUAGUCCAAUGUUUUGGUACUUUUAUCUCUUAACGCUGGUUUGUGUUCUAUUACUUAUUAAAUGGUCAGUUUGCUUUUAUGCAUCAACCAGGUCUGAUUCUACUUGUUUGAUCAUUGAUAUGUAUUUGCAAGUUUAUGUUAAUAUAUAUACCGGUAUUUGGAAUUUUAAAUCUAAAAUAAUCUUGUGCCUUUGCAAUUUGUUCCAAUAACCCACUGGAGUUUUAGAAGUUUGAGAGGAAAAAGGGAGUCUUGAUGUACGGUCAAUCCCUUAAUGUGCAAUCAUAGUUUGAGUGCCAGGAUAACGCUGUAUCAGUUAUGUUGGCAAACAAAUAUUUCUAUGUUAUGGCUUUUUUAAAACUUUUUUUUUAAUUUAAUUUUAUUUUUUUACUGAAAAUUUACCAAACGUUUAAACCUUCCAGUUCUUCUUAAAACUUGGAUGUAUAUGUCCCAGAAUAUAUAUUUGAAAACUAUAUAAAUCUCAAUGUAUGGUGUUAAAAUAAAUCCUACUCCCAUCAGUUUGUUUAAAAAAAACAUGAAAUGAUUUGAUUUUUCUCUACAUUGUUUAAUGCUUAGCCAUGUGCACUAGAACCCUGAGCUACGUAAUUAAACCUAUACCUUUCAAAUUCCUGUAUUUGCUGCAAAACCUCAGUCUUUUCAGUUUGAUCUUCAUGAAGUGAUUGAUUUGUUUCUACAUUGUUUAAUGCUUAGCCACGUAAUCAGGUGAUCGUUGCAUAAUAUCAAGACUGUAAGAUGUACCAGGAUCUGCUGGUUUAUUUGCUAAAGGAUGAACUGUUGGGAAUUCAAAAGAGCCAAACUGGAAUAUGUCUCAAAGUCAACAUGUUUUGGUUCACUAAACAGCGACUUAUAGCAAAUUGAAAACCAAGUGGCAAAAUUUAAGACCGAAUCACAGAUUUAGAAACAUUCUUCAACUCCCAUAAUUUACAGCUUGGUUGUUUUAGCCUAUAAAAUACAAUUCGGUUUUCAAUUUACUACAAUUAUGUAUGUACAAGGUUAUUCUCUGAAGCACUGGAUAAUAUGUUGGUGCUUUAUAAAUGCAGAAAUAAAUAAAAUAAGUGAGAAUUCAAAGUGAAUAUAAAAUCCAAGUUAAAAAUAGCCCCGCAGAAAAAUCUCUAAAUCCGCUAAUCAUUUUGGCUACUGUGGUCCUAAAUUAUGAAUUCACUUUGAAUUAUUGCAGGGGUUCCCAACCCAGUACUCAAGUAACCCCUACCAGUCUGGGAUUUAGGGAGGGUGUGUGUUUUUGUUUUUGUCUUCUAAAAACACCUUGGCCUGUUAAGGGGUCCUUGAGGACUGGGUUGGGAACCACUGCUUUGAUGAUUAACCUUAUUAAUAGGUAGUCCCAAAUGUGUUACUGUUCGGCUGUUUUGGCCAAAAAAUUGAAAUGCACUUUGGAUUACUGACAAUUAAUGUACUUUAGUGAAUAAUCAUGUGUUUUAUGUGCCACAAGUACUGUUGCUUGGCAUCUCCUCUAUACAUAGUUCAGCAUACAGGCGGUCAGAUUGGAACGCGGUAUUAGAAUUUAGUUGCAUAUUAUUUAGAUGUAACAGUGUAUGUGUAUCCCACACACACAUUUUUCUGACGGUGACACUUGUGUAUGAAGCCAUGCACCGUCAAAUAUAGUUGCUGUUGUGUUGAUUGCAUCUAGUCCAUACCGCCCAACAAACGGUGUACACGGCAUGCAUUGCACGCAGUUGAUGUGCUCUGCGGUCGAUUGCUUUCGUCUCCAUGCCCAAUCUCCCGAGCGCUCUCUCCUGAUUGACUGAAGCUCUGGAAUCCAUUGGAUUGGCCUAGGCCUCGUGCGCGCGCUCUCGCCCCCACGCGCCGCUGUAUUUCCCCCCUAUCAUGGCGGCGCCCAGCGAGCUGACAAAGGAGGCCAAGGAGCCCGGGGCCGGAGAUUCAGGAAAGAGCGGGGAUCCGGGGCCUAGCGAAUCAGGAGAAGCGGCGGCCUUAGGAAGGAGGAGUCAAGAGGAGGAAGACGAGCAGUGCUCGGAGAGUGGAGGCGGGAGAGCGUGGACACGGGAGGAAGUAGGGCCUCUCGGGCGAGAAAACGAGACACCGCGGGCCAGCGCGCUGCAGAUGCCGGGUAACGGGAAGAUGAAAGCGGGUGAGUGGCUGUGUGCCGGGGACACCUGUGGGAAAUGAGGAUGAGGAGACUGGGUGCGCUCCAUGGUGAGUUAUGUGACUAAUGGGGCUCCAUGGAUCCCCUGCUCUCCCUCUCAUUGCGGAGUCUGCCAGGCUCUCGGCGGCGGCUCCCAACAACCAGACCCGGACUCGUGUGUAACAAUUUAUCAUCAGACCCGGAGAAUACUCUGUGCCCCAGUGUGUGUGUGUGUGUAGGGAUAAAACAGGCCUACGUGACUUCUAAACUCUUUAAAAGUGUAGCAUGCGGUUGUUUAGUGCAGGAAUGGCCAACAUUUUGCAGUAUAGUAGAUUGCUCACCCCGUACUCACAGGCGCAUCGGAAAUUAUAGCCCUGUAGGCAACCAAGAGCUGAAGCCCCAAAGGACAACAAUCACUAGAUUAAUAAAAGGCAAUAAGGAUCCUGAAAUGUUAUUGUAGGCUUACAGCUUUUUGAGAACUUUCCCUGAAACUUUAUGCACUUUGCAAACUUCUGGCGUAGGGUGCUUUUUGCUCACUGAUAUACUGCAUAUAUUUUGUAUGCUUAAAUCAUCAUGGGUAAUGAUAUAAACCAACUAGAACCCAAUGCAAAUCUUAAAGAAAAUAUGCACUUUCUUAAUAUCACAUGGUGGUAGAUUAUUAUAGGCACAGUAGCAACUAAAACAAAUCUACUCUAUUAGCAGUGCUUGCUAACCUUAAUAUCUUCUAAUUAUUUUACUCAUACAACCAACUGGCUGUGCAUUGCAAAUUUAGCCCACAUGAGCUGGAGUACAUCACUAAUCAGAACUGUUAUCACAUGCUGUCACAGUCUGCAAAAGUUCUGUUCAAGAAUUCUAUGUGGAAAACAGGAAGAAGAAAAAAUAUAAUACAACAUCCUUUUGAAUUUUUAUUGUUUUUGUUUUGAGUGGUCAUAGGAUGCAUAAUAGUCUUGGUUUAUGGUUGUGUUUUUGUUUUGUUUUUGUUUUUUUAUAAUAAUGCAGAACUGAAAUUGUAUGGUCAUAUGGGUUUGUGUGCUGGAGCUCCAGCAACUUUUCUCAAUUUAGAUCCAAAAAUAGGAUGACCGCAUUUCAACAGUUUUUGCGCAAUAAUGUCCAUGAUUCACAGGUAACAUUUUGUCAGCUAAAACCUCUGACAAUCCUGGGGCUUGUUUACCAAAAACUGGAAUUUCCUGCCGGCUGUGUUUAGUGUAGGGAAAUGCAGUAAAGAUCAGUUGUGCAUUGUCUAAAAUAACAUUUUGGUCAGCACUAUAAGCGAAGUAUGUCAGCAGAGCAUGUUUGAAUAUUUCUAUAAAAACACAGCAUACAUUUAGUUGCUAAGGGUCGUAGUGCUGUGCUCAUAUUACAAAGUCACAAGGUAGUAUCUAAACGGACUGUUCUAAUACUAAGACUUUCUAUGUUUCAAUGAGGUAUCUGAGGUCUAAGUAGUGCAAAUGACUCCACAGCCUCAGGGUCAAAAUGUUUUAGUCCGUUUGUGGAUGACUGAAUACAUUUGCUGGAGAUAACUAUUGAGAAGUGUUGUUUUUUUUUUUUUAACUCUAAUAGUGUAGAUUAAUAACUCAGUCACCAAGAUCUUAGAAAUUAAGGCUAUUACAGUAACCUGCCAUGUGAAAUUUGAGUAAAGGCCAAUUUUAAUAUAAGUAUCUGUAUAUUAUUUUAACCAGACCUGGUAUGCAGAUUGAAGGACCACUAUAGUGCCCUGAGGGUGCCCCAACCCUCAAGGUCCCCCUCCCACCAGGCUGGAUGGAGAGGAAGGGGUUAAAUCUUACCUUUUUUCCAGCGCCGAGAUCCCUCGGUGCGGGGAACUCUCCCGUCAUCGGCUGAAUGCCCAUGCGCGGCAAGAGCCGCGUGCGCAUUCGGCCAGUCUCAUAGGAAAGCAUUAGAGGCCACUAGAGGCUGGAUUAACCCUAAUGUAAACAUAGCAGUUUCUCUGAAACUGCUAUGUUUACAGCAGAAAGGGUUAAUCCUAGGUGGACCUGGCACCCAGACCACUUCAUUAAGCUGAAGUGGUCUGGGUGCCUAUAGUGGUCCUUUAAGGUAUGCUAGACAUUUCAUCAGGACAUCACAAGAUAGAUAUAUAUAUAUAUAUAUAUAUAUAUAUAUAUAUAUAUAUAUAUAUAUAUAUAUAUAUAUAUAUAUAUAUAUAUAUUCUAUCACACACACGAUAAUCUAGUUGGGCAUGCAGACUUGACAUGUGCAUCUACUAGGUAGGCAACCUUCGGCACUGCAGAUGUUGUGGACUACAUCCCCCAUAAUGUUCUGACACCCAUUAUGUCUGACUUGGCCCAAAAAUUUCUAGCACAGGUCAAAUGCAUGGCUUUGCAUACCUGCUGUUUACUUUGCUUCCUCAGUAACUGUUCCUAGAGCACAGUCCUCUGUAAACGUUUUUAGUGGAUGUCAGGAGCGGUGCUUGUUGCUAAGAAUCAGACAUGGAAUCACAAUUUAUAAAAUACAUGCUAAUCUACUGUCCAUAAUCUGUCUGUACUUGACCAACUUCGCAUAUAGAUAAUUAUUGGUAGAUUUCAUCAGACCUGUCUAAUAGGCUUGUUAGUGUGUAAUUUGUAAUGUACAAAAAAAAAAUGUACUGACCGUUGUCCAUAUAACAAUAAAGGUUACAUACUUAUGAAGUCCAGUGCAGCUGCACAUGUAAGGAACCUAUCAAUCUUGAUCUGCAAUAGCACUCUAGUAAAUGUGAGAUGCUGUCAUUUGAGAGCAGGAUGCUCCAAGCACAGCUUCCACCUUCAUUUUACAACUACCAUGUUUUGUGAUUAUUACAGGGAAUAUCAGGUAAACAUACUUUUUUUUUUUUUUUUUUUUUAAAUCUAUACACGGAUUGCCAAUUUGUAUUGUAGUGCAUAGGUUAAGUGAUUACAUAUCUACCAGAAUGUAACCAGUCAUCCACAUUUGUUGCCAGGUUACAUGUAAUGCAUUAUAUAGACAAUCUGAUCAAUUUAAAAGCAAAAACAGAAUCAAAUGUAUAUCUUUUUUAAAUUCCUGUAUUUGCUGCAAAACCUCAGUCUUUGCAGUUUCUGCAGUCAGCUCACACCUAACUAGGAAGUGACUUGACCAGUAAUAUACACUCAUUGCUGUGCAGCACUUAUCAUAUAAGCCGUCCUAAAAAGACACCAGGUUUUUGUGAGGUCAGUUUGUUGCAUUAUACUGUAGAAAGAAAGUGAACCGUUGGAAUUCCCUGAAAACUUAAAGCAACACUAUAAUCACCAGAACUACAGUUUAUUGAACUAGAAUCGUUACCUUCAGGCUUUUUGCUGUAAACACUGUCUUUUCAGAGAAAAUGCAGUGUUUACAUUACAGCCUAGUGAUAUCUUCACUUGCCACUCCUCAGAUGGCUGUUAGAGAUCAUUCCAGGGUCAUGGCUGCCUACAAUGCAUCCAAACAUUCAAUGUCUCCUCCCUCUGAAUGCAGACACUGAACUUUCCUCAUAGAGAUUCAUUGAUUCAAUUCAUCUCUAUGAGGGGCUGCUGAUUGGCCAAGGCUGUGUUUGACUUGUGCUGGCUCUGGCCCUGAUCUGCCUCCUUGUCAGUCUCAGCUAAUCCUAUGGAGAAGCACUGUGAUUGGAUCAGGCCACCACUUCUGAUGAUGUCAGCAGACAGCUGGUUUUUCUGAGGCAAACAGCAUGCAGGGGUACAGCUUCAGGCUUGAAUAAAAGUACGAUUUUAAUAUAUUUAUGGAAGCAUGAGGGGCCCAGGGGGGCUAGACGGUGGUUUUAACAUUAUAGGCUCCUGACCCCAUUGUGUACAAAGAUAUUUCAAAGCAAAAAGAAAAUUGCUGGGUGUUGGGAUGUGGCACGAAACUAAUUUAAAAAUCAAAACCUAAAGAUUAUUAAGCAAAACACUUCCUGCAUAACAAACUAUAAUCUAAUUUACCCGUUGCACAAAAUUAUUUUGAACACUAAUUUGAAACUAGAGUUGUUGGCAGGGUUAUAUAAAUUGCAUUAUUCUUUCAUUUCCUAAAAAAUGGGAAUUAUUCCCCCAAAUAACUAAUCCCUUAUUGUAGUUCACUCUAACUGAAUGCCCUUCUUUGUUUGUGGCCGUCUGGGCAAUCGGAUCUUGUCUGUUUCCUUAGUGUUGGGGUCAGAUGAGGAGGAUGGAACUCCCUUAGACCUGGGACGAUCCCAAAGCUCAAAACAAGAGCCUAGCCGGCUAGAGAAGAUGCCUUCAGACCAGAGCACUAGUAGAACAGAGGAUCCAAAAGGUAAAUGAGUCGAUUGUCUAAUAGUUAUUUUUCUACGUAAGUUAAUGUAAAUAUAAAAAGAUAUUGGUCCAGGAACAUUAAUGUCUAAAUUCUGCAUAAACAUUUGUGUUCUCAUACAAUUCAUUAGAUAUCUUCAUCUAGUUUAGCUAUGAAUACUUGGCAAUCAGUGUUUCCAUUUGUUAGAAGUUAAAACACAAAUCAAAUAGUGGGUUUAAGGUUGAAGCAAGACAUUUUGGGUUAAGUAAUCAUUUUUAUAGCGUGUCUUUUUUUUUCUUUUUUUUUCAAAUCUGCUGUCCGUUGCUAUAAAUUUUAGUUAUCGGAUUUUUGCUAAAAUAUAGAUAUAUUUGUAUCAUUAGGCAUUUUAUUUUGUUCAGGGAGCCUUGAUGAUGUAAGUAGUGUUUUUUUUGUUAGAGUUGUGAAUCUGAGCUUGUCUUUUUAAUAGAAGGUAAUGGCUUUUUAGUGGAGUUCUUGUGUGGUUGCAAUAGAUGGAUCCUCUUUGCUCCCUGAAUGGUGGUCUAAUUUUCGCCCAAUAAUUCAGUUUGUAAUUGGUACCCUCGCCAGGCCCAGGUCAGACAACGUGUGAGGUUUGUGGAGCAUGCUUCGAGACCCGGAAGGGCCUAUCCAGCCAUGCACGCUCCCACCUGCGGCACCUCGGGGUGGCAGAGUCGGAAAGCAGUGGGGCCCCCAUUGACCUGCUGUACGAGCUGGCCAAGCAGGGCAAGCUGCCGCAAGACGAGAGCUUUUUGGGGGCCAAGAAAACUGGAAGCCCCCGCCCAGGCUCCCCCAAGGGCCAAUGGGGGGACGAGGAUGGUCCUUUGAAUCUGAGUGAGUGGUGCAGGGAAGCCUUUCUGGCUGGAGGGUUGGGCAUAAAGGGUCUUUAGAACUGGAGAAUGGGAAGAGGCAGGCAUCUCUAGCAAUAUUCAGCUUAUCUUAGCUUUUUUUUUUUUUCCCAACUCGCUUUAUCCUCUGUAUGUCUGUCCCAUUACUGUCUCCCUCCAUUCCCUCUGAUUUCCAUAUCAUCUCACUCUUUCCUUGGUUUCCCACCUGUUGCUGUGCUUUAUAACCCUAUAUAAGGCAAUAAUUAACUUCCUCCAAUUGCACCAUCUCUUUCUAUAUGCAUUCAUACAUCACAGUCUGACCAUCUCUUCCCUUCCCCUGUAUUUUUUAUUUUUUUUUCCUUUUCAGCCAUGGAUGGGGAACCUGGCAGAGACACAGACUGCCAGUUUUGUGGUGCAUGGUUUGAGACUCGUAAAGGCCUUUCAAGUCAUGCCCGUGCUCACUUACGACAUUUGGGGGUGACUGAUCCUGAUGCCAAAGGCUCCCCUAUUGCUGCUCUCAAUUCUCUAAUUAAAAGUGAAGACUUUAAGAAACGGCUGUCUGAGCAAGCACAAUCUGGAAAUAAUACUCACACCAAUGCUCCUGGUGAAAGGCUAUCAACAGAAACUAGUAAUGGCAACAUUCAUACCAAACUGACAGAAACUGGCUUGUUUACCAAGGUGUCAGAAGGGAAGAGUGCUGAUGGUGCCGCUAAGGGAUCUGCAGAUGGCGCCCAUUCCACACCCGCAGACAGCAUGGCCAAAGAAACUUCUGCACAUUUCAAGAGCCCCAGUGGGGUAGCAAGGAGUACUCAGAUGAAAAUACUUGAAGCUGGAGUGCCUCAUGCCAUGUCUUCUGAGAUGGGUACCCAUGUGAAGACAGAAGCUAGGCGCCCCCAAAACAAGCUAUCUGAGGCUGGAACCCACUCUAAGGCUUCCCUAGCCAGCCUAACCCAUUCUCGACCACAACCUCCUGCCACACCACCUGCAAAAAAACAAAAAAACAUUCCAUCUACUAUGGAGUCUUUCUGGGCAAGCACCAACUCUUCAUCUCCUCUGAACCUGUGUAAGUAUUGUCCAGCAUUGUCAGGGAGUAUUGUUGGUAUGCAUUUUUUUCCCACUUAAUCUACUGCUGUCAUUGGCUAUUACAUUCCACCAAAAGUGAAAUUUUUAUUUUGUUGUUCUCUGCUUGUUUGUUUUUUUACAUUUAGUUGUUGUUUAUAAUUCAUUUGUUUGCUAGAUUGUGUUGUAAAUACAAUGAACAAGUCAAAUGUGCUAGUUCCACUUAUAUCCUGAAGUUUUUUGGGACUAGAACUUUUUAAAUUAGUUGGUUUUUAUGCAAGCCCUCAUAUUUUCUAUAUAAUGUUCUUAUGUGAAAGGAUAUUUUCUAUAACCAUUCUCCAAUUUACUUAUCCUGAAGAAUAGUCAGUGCAACCUAAUAGACAAGUGGUGCUGACCCGUCGCAUGUCCGAUACUACUAGUUAUCCCCACACCCUUUCUAAUGAAAACUGUAUCAUAUUUACUGUGAAACCCUUGCCAUUUUCACUGGCACUCAAGUGGUUAAUAUGAAAGAAUAAGCUUUUCAGGUUAUUAAAAAAAAAAUUCUCUCCACUUCUUGCAUAAUUUUGUAGAUUUUUUUUUUUUUUCUCUUACUGACUAUAUAUUUACUGUUCUAUUUGGAUUAUAAGUAAAUAAUAAAAAUAGAGUAUCAAUAUUUAGUAAAGUUACCUAUACUUAUAAAAUGCAGAAUUUAGCAUCUUGUUCUUAUAACAGGUCUGAUCAUGAGUUCCAAAGCACAGUUUAAAGUCAAAAUCAUAAAAUCAAAAAAUCCUGGGUGGCCAUGCUUAACAAGGUUUUUUUUUUUCCUUUCUUAAUCAGUAAAACCCUAAGCAUCCAGUUUCUUUUGUUUCAGUUUAUCUUAAAACAAAUCGUAAGUUCUUCAGGCUUUCAUCAACAAUACCUAGCCAAAGUAAGAUAGAAUGUUUGUAUUGUACACUGUUCUCUUAAUACAUAUGCAAUAACUGGUGGCUUAUCUAUUUCCUGGGGCUGUUUUCAUCUAAAUUUGGCUGUUUUAAAUCAGCUUUAAAUGUACAGUGGUACCUCGGUUUACAAACGCCUUGGUUAACAUAAUUUUCGGUUUACAAAUGAAAAUGAAUUGAAAAUGAAUGCCUUGGUUUACAAACUUUUUUCGCAAUACAAAGCAAGUUUUCCCAGGACGUAUUGUGCCUGGGAUGUUUAUAGCACCACCCUGUGCAUGCUGGAGUCUGUGGGUAGCAUGUGGCGUCGAGUGUGGAGGUGUUGGAGUGGCUUUUGCAUCAAGUUUUGGAGCCAUUCUGAAAGUAUUUUGCAGUGGUUUUGGGACUUUUUUGAACUUUUUUGGUGCAUUUCUCAAGUGGUGGAAAGGUAGGGAACUGAGCAUGCCUUUUACGGUGUUCUGCAUUGUGGGUUUUUUCCAUGCUAGCUCAUUUUGACUGUUUUCUGACCUCCAGAACAGAUUAACUGGUUUUCAAUGCAUUCCUAUGGGAAACCGCGUUACGGUUUACACAUUUCUCGCAAUACAAAACGUCCCGAAGAACGCAUUAAAUUUGUAAACCAAGGUACCACUGUAGUCAUCUAUGCUAUCUGCAACUUUUUUCCCACCACUGUGGCAAGAUUUUUUUUUUUUUUUUUUUUAACCUUGGUGAUUUGUUAACCUAUGUGUUCCAGGCAAGGUGCACCAUCCUGAUGUCUGGAGAUUGCAUUUGUUUUCGAAGCUAGACUGCUUAAUAACAUUACAAUACAACGAGGAGCCAAGAAUAUGCAACCCUAGAUUUUUCUUUAACUUGAAGUUUUAAAUGUCCUCGGAUUGUGAUUUUACAGACCUUUACUUAAUGCAGGGCAUCCUGAAUAGAGUUCUCAAAGGCUGCAAAUCCAGCAUUGAAUUUACUGUAUAGAUAUAGGGCAGCAUUACCUAGUGGCUUAUCACUGUAGUAGUUGCAGUAUACCAUAUUUCAAGAAAUCGUCAUGUCCUGUCAGGUUUGUUGCCCUUGAGUACCUAGUUUAAUGUCUUCCUUUUAAGUCCUGAAGUAUUGUCUGUGUGUGUGUGUGUAUAUAUUCUUUAAAUAGCUUUGGCCCAAAUCCUCCCCCCACACCCCCAUUCUUGCAGUAUUGCCUUACUCUGCUUCACUUAUCUCACAAUGUUAUUGAUGUGAAAUCCACAUUGUCUUGCAGUUAUCACCAUGGCUGACUGCUUUCCAUAUCUGCUUUGGCUUUUGUAUUUCCUUCAUCCUGGCUGCCCAUGCCAUAAUUCACCCCUUGCUUUAGUUCCAUUUUACCAAUUGCUAUAUAAUCUACUGUGAAACCGUUAAUAUGUAUUUGUAAUUUUAUGGAACUGUGUAUACACAUGUAUGCAGUUCAAGAAUUGGUUUUUAUUGGUUUUGAUUUGAUUGAUUUUUUUUUUUUAUUUAUUUAUUUUUUUUUUUUUUAAAUUUCUAUUUUAUUUUCAAUAGGCUAAUGAUAUGUGCAUAUAUAUAUGUUCAGGAAAGCCCCACAUUCUUGGUUUAAAUGUUUUAAUAUAUUUGUAAUCCACCAUGUUUCCUGAUACAGUAAAUCCAAUAUAGCAUAAGCAGACUUCAGGGCCGUAUUGUUUUAAAUGCUAUUCUUAAGACGGCAUAUGUACUUGGUAUUCUGCAUAUUUUAGUCUCUCCUUUUUACCAAUGAUGAUAUCCCUACUGCUAAAUCAGCUUAGUACUCCCUUUUUCAAGCAUAGAAAUUUUAUUUGUCAUCCCCUCCUCCUCCAGCCCCGGGUUCGGAGGAAGUCCGCUGCGAGUUCUGCGGCGAGUUCUUUGAGAACCGAAAGGGCCUGUCCAGCCACGCACGCUCUCACCUGCGCCAGAUGGGUGUCACAGAGUGGCAUGUCAACGGCUCACCCAUCGACACCCUGCGAGAGAUCCUGGCCAGUGGGACCUGUCCCAGGGCGGGCACCAGAGUCGGAGACCCCAACUCGGAGAAGCACCACUCACUUCCUCCUCCCUCUUCCCCUUCCAGGCCAAUGCCUUACAGUGGGUUGGCUCCAACCAUGCAGCACAAGCCACACCGGCUCCCCUCCUACCAGACCAAUGAUUGGCCCUCCGACCUCUCACCUCUCAACUUGUGUAAGUGGGCCACUGACCUGCAGCUGACAUGUACCCCCCCACUCAUCUUUUGCUUCCAAUCUUGUCUGUCGCAUUCAUCCUUCAUUCCACCCUUCCUAGCUCUUCAAAAUGCCUUUGCAAUUAAUUGGGCAGCUGGAAAAGGUUGGUUAUUAUUGAGGAAAACAGUCGUUUUGGAAGAUCCUAGACCAGAGUUGUUGAGGUCCUGCAUAUGUAGAUGACUGAGAAGUUGCAGUCUAACAGCUGUAGGAUUACUGGUUAAACUCACACUGCACUGUUGAGCAGUGUAUGUAUAGCAAUCCAUUAGCUCUUCAGCUGUUGUAGAACUGCAGCUUCCUUGAUUCCUAGUCCGUAUGAAAGCCUAGCCAAUGCCUGAAAUUGCUUAGGAUGCAAUUGAUGUUGCUUGUUCAUUGCAGGAUGAGAACACUAAUGAAGAGUGAAUUCUAAGAUUGACAAUUUCGAGGAAGUAAUUUUAUUCAUUGCAGACAUCUGAGAUGCAUUUUCCAAAAUGGCUGUUUCUUGUACUGCUCUGUUCCCAAUUUAUGAACUGAUCCUUCUUUAAAAAAAAAAAAAGUGUAUUUUACAUUUUUGCUAUAAAAAGUCCUUGGUGGUAUAGUAUUAAAACAUCCUGCUGUACCUCAUUUCCAGUGAUCAUAAACUACUUCACCCUAAUCAGUUGUUUGCUGAGAUGAUCUAACCUUUAGGGAAUUGCUUUUCACAUGUUAUAGCUAUUUUAGUUUUGUCUGUUUUAAGCUGUUUGCUUUGCAUUAAUAUGAACAAGAUGUUUUCAUUUUUAUUAGGUAAAUCUAACCCAUUUUAUAGCUUUUUUUUUUUUUUUUUUCUUCUCUAAAUUAUUCCCGGUUAUCUUUUUUGGGUUUAUUGAAUAGUCUUGUGAUUUACAUAUGAGAGGCAAUUUGUAAACUAGGAUUUGUAGGAUUCAUGUUUUUUUAUUUUUAAACCCCCUUAUUUCUUACUUUCAAAUAGAUUAUAUCUGAGGAAAUGUGAGGCUUAGAUUUCCUUUCUCAGCUUUGAAAUAACCAGUUUUAUUCAUGUGCAAAUGUUGUUUGUAAUAAUAAUUUUAAAGUAGCAACUGAGACAUCAGAGAUCAGCUAUACAUCAAUAAUAGCAUUAUUAUAAAGAUGGAAUAGCAAGAUGCACUCUUAUCACUAGCCAAACUUGUAAAAUAUGCUGCAUAUGUAUUUUGUGUCAAAAAGAUUUAAACUUAAGGUUUUUCAAUGGCUCUUUAAUUCAUAUUUUUUUUUUUUUUUUCUUGGGUAUGUUUUUUUUCUUUCAAAUGUGUUUUGUUUACUUGUUGUUUUUGGGAAUCCAACAUUUCUUCCUUUUGUCUUUUUUUGCUUUCCUUACCCUUAUUUGUUAACAUAACCCUAUUUAAGUAGUAUAUAUUUUUUCAAAUGUUCCUACUUUCUUUUUUAUGUUUGUUUCUGUACUUCAUAUCCGUCUGUCCUCUCUUUUUAGCCUCGCGAGCAGAUCCUGCAAGGGAUAUUCGCUGUGAGUUCUGCAAUGAAUUCUUUGAGAACCGAAAGGGUCUAUCCAGCCAUGCACGCUCUCACCUGCGCCAGAUGGGUAUUACAGAAUGGCAUGUAAAUGGUUCACCAAUCGACACACUGAGGGAAAUCAUACGCAAGAGGCGUCCUCCACCUCCACACCUUUCAAAUAUUAAAAAAGAGCCAAGAGGUGAAGAACCUAACAGCCCCACUCACACACACUCCCAACAUGGCAUGAGUACUUCAGGGAUGGCUCGAGAGAUGGCUAUAUCACCUCUUGGGCGGCACAAUACUUUUCUGUCUCCACUACCUGCCAAGAGGCCACCUUCUCAUGAACCACGACUUACCCAGUCUGAGCCAAAGAGCUAUGUCCAUCUAGAACAAAAGGCUUGCAAUCAGUCUCAAGCCAAGGCAUAUGUUCAUGGUGAAGCAAGACCCAAAUCUUACAUGCAUGAUGAGAGUAGGCCCAAAGCAUAUGUCCAGAGUGAAGGACGUCCAAAAUCUUACAUUCAGGGUGAUGGAAGACCGAAAGUAUUUAUGCAAGGUGAAGGAAGACCCAAGACCUAUAUGCCGGGUGAAAGGCCCAAGCCUUAUGGACAAAGUGAAAUCAAGCACAAACCAUAUUCUCAAAAUGAUGGCAGACCAAAACCAUACAUGCAUGGUGAAGGCAAGCCAAAGGGCUUUCUGCAUGGUGAAGGCAAACCAAAAGGCUAUCUUCAAGGUGAAGGCAAGCUUAAGGCAUAUGCUCACAUAGAUGGCAAGCCCAAGGCGUACAUUCAAACAGAACUUCCAUUUAAGGUCAAGGUGAAGUCCUCUCCAGACAAGGCACCUACUUCAUGUAAGUUUACUUUUUUAAAUAUCAUACUGCAAAAAUUAGAAAGGGUAGUAGAAGUCCAACAUUGGACAUAUUGAAAUUUCCAUAUCUUAAACACAACUGAGCCAGUACACCUUACAUUGUACAAGCUAUGUUAGAUGGCAAUAAUAGGAUUGAUACAUCUGUGUGUUUCUUACUUUGCCCACUACAGCACAGAGCUCUUGUUUAAAUCAUUCAUGCUCUUCUUACUUUGAUGUCCUGUCCUUACUGCUUUAUACUCUAAAUCAGAUCCUGCACAGUUUAUACAUUUUAGACACUUUGUAAUGGGUCUUGUGCAUCUCAUAAAUCCACUGUUAAACUUUUUGUAAAAAAAAUUGAUGUGCUUGUCUUUCCCCUCCCUGAACGCUAACAUUCCUUCUUCCUUAAACCUCUGCCUUUCUUAAUUGUGUGCACUGUAAAGAAAUUCAUUAUUAAAGUAUUUCUAUGCUUUAACUCCCAUUAAUACCAUUGUUUCUUUGUUUUUAUUUUCUGUUCAUUCUUCUCAAUGCCACACAGUGGAAGCCUGCUGUGAGUUGUGUGGCCUCUACUUUGAGAAUCGGAAGGCUCUUGCAAGCCAUGCUCGUGCUCAUUUGCGUCAGUUUGGAGUUACUGAAUGGUGUGUCAAUGGUUCGCCUAUUGAGACUCUUCGAGAGUGGAUGAAGCAACGUCCUCAAAAGGCCGGAGCAUAUCUGAGUUACAUUCAAGGAGGGAGGCCCUUCACCAAAAAGUUCAAACGGUCCUCUCAGAAUCCUAAAGCUGGGGCUGCCGAGAAAGAAAGUUCAAUAUGUGCUGUGCCUGGUAAGAUGGUUGAGGCAGAACGCAGUCUUGGAACAUCUGGGACAGUGGUGGAAAAGUCAGAAGGACAAGGACACAGUAAGUCUAAAAUCAUACAUGGCUUGGUUUAUAGAUUUUGAUUUUCUUUAUAUUGUAUUCUUAAAAGUGACCAUCCUAUUUAUUGGACGGAGAAGUAACAGGUAAUUUGAAUUUCAUUGAAUACUCUUUCAGAGACAGAACGACGUCCAACAAAGGCUGCAGAGGUCCCUCCGGCACGAGAAGAUUCAAUCACAGAAUCUUUACCCAAAGCAGAGGAACCAAGGCCAGCACCUAGAGCACGGCCAGUUCCCUCCCUUGUUCCUAGGCCCCCUCAGACAUCCUUGGUGAAAUUUGUGGGAAACAUUUACACACUGAAGUGCAGGUGAGGGUUUUGUCUUUUAUUUGUUCUUGUUGAAAUAUUUGUAAUUUGUUUUUCUUGAUUUCACAUACUUUUUAAAUCUCUGUACAAUUGAGAAUGUCUGAUAACUGUCAGAGUGUAAUCUUCAAUCCAUGCUACCCAAAUUGUUGGCAAACUAAUAGAAUAGCCAGAUUAUUGUAGUCAUUGGUGUGUUUGUGUCAGGGCAUGCUUGUGAUUCCAUGUCUUGACUGAUAGCAAAAAUAAUAAUUAGAUAAUCCACAUUUUUCUAUCAUUUAUUUGGUUAGUUUUUAUUGUGCUGUACCAGGCCAAUCGCAGUGUUCCUGCAAAGGUUAUCUUCAAAGAUCAUUCCCCUUGAAGCAGACAAUGUAAAAUUAGAUCCCUUUAGCUUUUUUACAGUGUAGUUAUCAAAAUAUUUGCUUGUUUUUUUUUAAAUUCUUUAUUUUUGUUGUGCAUGUUAAUAUCAAGAUCAACAUAUGUCUUUGGAAAGACAAUGCUGUGGCCUUUCGUAUAACACUGAAAUCAGCACACACACAUUUUUGUAAAGGGAAAGAAAAAGUGAGAUGAAAUGAAAGGUAAACACUAUAGUCUCAAAGUGAAAGAUAUGUUGCACAUCUGGAUUUAAUUGUAGGCCCUGAUUCCAAUGUUGGGAUGUCUAUGUUGCCUGGCCCUGUUAGUGCCUUUUGCCCUGCAUUACGGUAGAGCUUAAAGAUACUUGCAGUGUAAGAGGCUAAGAUAAGCUAUAAAAAAAAAUAAAAAAAAAAAUAAUGAAAUAGAACAAAACAAGCUGGCAACAUUGAAACCUAAGAGAAAAAAACAAAAUAGUAAAUGGUAGUGGUGAGCUGGUAUAGUUGGGAAAUAACGACCUGUCUCUGCAGAGUCUGUGGUGGUUGCUGCAUAGGUUUCCAUCCCCCAGGGGGACGAAUGGUGUUGCGGUAGCUGGAUUCCAGAUGUGAGUGGCUAUCGGUAGCUAAAGAGUCUUGUGGUAGCCCUAAAGGAGGUAGUACUUUUAUGCCCUGUAGAUCUUGGAUAGGGUUCGGGGUGUCACCAUGUUGUACCUGCUGGGUGCGGGUUGUUCUCCAUCGAUACUUGAUAUUGUUUGCUCGUAACAGGGAUGUGAAGGGCUGGCCAUGCCAAGAGAGUGACAUGCUCUCAAAUAUGGUGAACGGUUUACGAUUGCUGUUAUGUCUUUGCCCUCUGAAACCAGAUCAGCAGGUCUCCUGUUGUCAAGGAUGGGGUCCUGACAUGUUUUGGUAAGCGGAGCAUACCUUCUGUUUCUAGUGCUUUCGCUUGCUUGGGUGGUAGAAGGCCCAGAAGUAGUUGUCGCACAAGGUGUGGUAGCUCUGCAUCCGGGUUUGCAUUUUGGCGGCUAUCUUGAUCCAGUGUGCCCAUGCGGCCUGUCAGCACUCUCCAGUCUUGCCAGAUUUCGGCCACGUGUUGAAGGAUCGCCGUUGUGACUGGGGCAGAGUCUGGUGGCAAGGGUGACGGCUUGGGAGCCGCUAGCGUAGGUAUGUUCCCCGUCAGAGAAAUCGUCUGAAAUAUCAGAGCCAUUAUCUGCAAAGGCGGCUAUCCUGGGAUCCAUGGUGCUUUGAGCCUGUUGCUAGAGGUCUGCUAUACUCAUGCUCAUUCCUGACUUAUCUGGCUUAGCUUUUUGUGGUCUUUCGACCCAUUGUGUAGUUUCCUGCCCAGGGACCCGUUUGGGGUACCAGUGGGAAGGGUUUUACGCCUCGCAAUCAGUUAAAUUGGCUUGUUGAUGCAGAGCAGUUCCAACAUGUGGCCAUUCAAGUUAAGCUACUUGGCUCUGCCAUCCCCCCCAAAAAAAAAAAAACUGGCAUUUUAAAGGGUUUACCAGUACUUUAUAAUAAAAAAAAGUAUACAUUAGUCAUCAGAACUACAACUUAUUGUAUUAGCUCUGUGGGUAUAAUCAUUCCUUUCAGGGUUUUUGUAGUAAACAUGGUCUUUUCAGAUAAAAGGCAGUGUUUACAUUACAGCCUAGGGAUACCUCAACUGGCCACUCCUCAGGUGGCUACUAAAGGUGCUUCCUGGGGCAAUGCUGUACAAUGGGCAGCACUGCCAUUCAAUGUCUCCAUCCUCUGCAUGGAGUCAUUGAACUUUCCUCAUAGAGAUCCAUUGAUUCAAUGCAUCUCUGAAGACUGUGUUUGGCUUGUGCUGAUUCUGCCUUGAUCUGCCUCAUUGACAGUCUCAGCCAAUCCAAUGUUUUCCUAUGGGAUCAACACUUCUGAUGUCAGCCAAGCAGGCAAAUUGGGGCAGAGCCAAAAAGCAGCAGACUGGAGUAAACGUAAGAGUCUACUGUAUUUAAAAGGGCCAGGGCAGCUAGAUGGUGUUUUUAACACUGCAGGGUGAGGAAUAAAUGUUUUCCUGAUCCUAAAGUGUUCCUUUAAUCAUGCAUUUCUAUCCUCCUUACCAUUGAUUUUCUGUUUUUUAACUAGUACAGUGUCUGAUUAAUUUUUCUGUGCUUAAUGAAUUUUAUCAAACUUUCUGUGCAGGUGUGAAAAAGCAUUUCACUAGACUUGGAUAUAUUAUGUCUUCUCAUCUUUGUACUCCUGCCUAUGCAAUUGUGCAGCUUUGACUAAUGCUUUUUGUUUCUCCCUCUUUCUCUCUCCCUAUGCAGGUUCUGUGACAUACAAUUCCAGGGCCCUCUUUCCAUCCAGGAGCAGUGGGUUCGUCAUUUGCAACAUCACAUCUUAGAAAUGAACUUCUCAAAAUCUCCCAGUCCUCAAGCUCUAGCUUCUCCAGCUCAACCAGAGCCUACAAAAGCUCAAUAGGUGCCAACAUUCAGGGACCAAGUGAACCACACAGAUUUGUAUAUAGAUUGUAAUCGCCUGAGCAUGGUGGCAAAGGCAUAAAAAUUAAGCUUUCAGUGUUUCUGGUGCAUUUCAUAAAGAUCAGGUGGAGAAUGUGUAGUUUUUGUGAUAAAGUGAAGAAUCUGUACAAUAUAUUUAUGGCAUGAAUUUGGUCAGGCUUUCUAGAACCUAGCAAGAGACCAUGUGGGUUGAAUGAGAUCCUGUGGAGCGUUCAUUCCAUUCUAAAUUCCAACAUCUGUAGCUCCUGGAAAAGAAAUUAAAUAAUGGUAUGGUUUAUGGGGAUACUUACAGGAUUGUGAAGACUAUCUUAAGUACAUGUGCAGAGAGAAAAGUGAAACAUUUGUUAGACAUUUGCACCCAAGCUGAUUCUCUCUCCUUUUCUGCAUACAAGUUCUCUUGUUACAUCCCCGUUUCUCUGCGCGCAAACAUCCCUAUUAAAGCGCUCAAACCAUUUUGCUUGUGACCUAUACUUUGGCAUAUGAGCUGUCUUUUGUUUUCGUCUUUUGCUUACAAUUUUGUUUUACCCAAUCAUGCAGUUGCUACCGCUUUACAUGUGUAUAGCAAAAUAAAUAUAUGCAGGGAGUCAACUGUUUCCUAAAAUACAAAUGAGCACAGCAUAGUGUAAUACUGUAAACAAAUAUUAAAUAGUACUAGAUAGAAUUACUUAUGAGAUGUUGGCGUGUUAAUAAAAGAAAAAAAAAACAUUAUAUGGGGGGGCUAGUUCCCUUGCCCGUUUUUCCAUAGGCAAGGGAAUCCAGCAAUGUGUAAAUGUGUGUGUGUGUGUGUGUGUGUGUGUGUGUGUGGGGUGUUAUUUAAUAAAAGAAUAUGCAUAAAAGGUCUGGACAAAACUUGGAUUCCUUUGCACUUUACUUGUUUUAUGUUUGUUUGUUUUUUUGCUAUUCUGUCUCUGAGAUAGUCCCCAAGAAGAAGAACCACGUUGGACAUGUUUUGUAUAUUGUUUUAUGAUAAAGGUUUUUUGUUUUUUUUUUUUUUUUACACACUUACCAUCUUGCUGGAUUUCCUUGCCUGUGAAGAAAGCAGGUUGGAGACACUGGGCACUAGCUCUCAUGUAAUCAGGGGAGGCACCUGUUGUGCGCAUUAAUAUCUCGUGAGUGCAAUUCUAUCUAGCGCUAUUUAAUGUUUACAGUAUUGCACUAUGUUGUGUUUAUUUGUAUUCUAGGAAACUGCUAAUUUCCUGUAUAUAUUUUUUGACAUUCACUUGAAUGUAAAGGUAUACAUACCUACUGGUGGGUUCCUUUUGGGAAGCUCAUACAGAUACCACUCAUCAGUUAAGUAGUUUUUUUUUGUUGGUGGUAAGUUUACUUAUAUAUACUUUGUGGUGUACCGUUAUACUUGUGCAAACUUCUUUGCUACCUAUUUUUUUUUUAUUGUGUAAACAAACACUAUUUCAGCUCUUGAUACCUCCCUCGCCUUCAAACUCUUGCUCAUACCUUAUGGUUAUGUGUGCAAGCUCUCCUGCAACUGCAGCUUUCUUCCAUUUGAACUUUGCUUGGUUUUAGUUUUAAGAGUUCAAAAGUCUGAAUGCUCACCUUUUUGGCUCAAAUAUCAAACUUGCUGCUGUGUGUGGUCUAUCUAUUCUGUCCAAGUAAAGUCUCUGUAGAGCACACACUCUUCAAUACUUUUUUUUUUUUUUUUAAUUAGUAUGUCCAGAAUUGGCUUUUUAAUCCUCCUUCAAAAUCCAGUUACUAUCCACUUGCUUAGUAACAUUUAGUGAGCUAAUUUGUGAAAUAAUUAUGUUAAAGAUGCAUGAAAUUGGUAAGUGUCUUGGGUGAAUGAUUCAGUGUUUUUUUUUUUUUUUUUAACCAGUUAAUAUGUUAAAGGAUGACACAGUGUUGAUUUUUCUUUCAAAUAGUUACUGGGAAUGUGGUUUGGAGAGUAAGUUACUAAAACAAAGUUGAUGACUGUAUUCUGUUGACAGGAGUGAACUGUAGACUUAAUAUAUAACAAUAGGUGUAAUUUUCAGAUUUUGGUUAUGACCAAAACAGAUUUAUGUGAACACUAAAGUUGGUGAGGUGUUUGAGUAGUCUCUGGGAUUAUGUGAUUAGGUGCGGCACUGCCAUCUCUAACUGUAUGGUAGUACUAGCAUUGGGUGGACUGUAAUUUGGUUGGACAUUACUCUGUCUCUUGUAUCUAUAGCUCUCCAGCUCCUUUGAGAUUAAAACUAUACAAUGUUCAGACAGCACUAACUGGUAAGUGCCUGUUUAGGUAACAUCACUAUAAACUAUUCCUGUGUUGAAACCCACCUCAGCUGCCCACCUACCUCAUACAAGAUCCCAGGCAUCUUUUUAAAUUGCUCAGUCCACUGAAUUGGCCCAUUAUCUGCCCUAUGUACCUAAGUUCGGCAUAACGUGAGGGCUAUGGAUGGGGGUAUCCUUUAUGUAUAUAAUAUAUACGUCGUAAUAUUGUGGUUGUAUAUCUUGUCACGCUCCCCUCUUUGGGGCAACAUAUCUUUUUAGGGUAUUAGCUACUCUGAUAUUUUUAUGUGGUCUGUUUCCAGAUCCCAUGAGACUGUUUUCCCUCAUCGCAAUACAAGUUAAUCCUAGCUUUCUGUUAUUUGGGGGGGAGGGGGGGAAAUUUAAUGGAUUAUCGGUCCCCUACUGUAUCUUAUGGGUAACUCCCAACUUCACUUUCAAGUAUUGUUCAAGGCCCCAUUUUAUAGUUGGGGUACGAGAUUAUAAGCUCUCUUCUUUCACAUAGACCUCUAAUAUUUGUUAUGGUAACUGUUGUGCUGGUGUGGGGGGAUGCACAUCGAAGUUUAUACCGUUCUUUUCCUUCCAGGUUUAGGAAAAAUUAACCCUAAAAGAUGCUUUUGCAAUCUUCUCUUAAAAUUGUUGAGAGAGGUGAAGUUCCACGUCUCCCUGACUCAUGAAUUUUAUUAAACUGUUUCACAUUAUUUGGCAUAUGUAUUCUAGCACCUUCUUUGUUUACAAGUUGUCUUCCACUUCAUUCUACGCCUCCAGCCACAUGAUUGGCUUUUUUUCCUUUUCUUUUAAUUUCAUUUAUACUUCUAUUUGUCAUAAAAUUCUUCAUUGUUAUUCCCCCCCUUUAUAGAGUUUACUGGACUGCACCUUUUAAAAUACUGUUGUGAGGAUACAGGACUUGCAAAGUCUGUGUAUAGAUUUUACAUUUCUUCCUGAUCUUUGAAAGAAUUAAUAAAAUAAUGCCUUCAUUAAUGAGCCCAUUAUUGUCCCUAGGCAAGCGGCAACAGCUGAAGCAUUGCUCAUAAAUGUGCGAUUUUGUUUGUUGGCACUACCAUAUUUAAUAUGGUAUAUAUAACUUUGCACAUUCAUAUUUAAUAAAUGAGUUAUCUUCCACCUCACGUAAAAUACUGAAUCAAGAUAUUGGGCUAGGCACACCUACAUUCAUCUUUUCCUAGGAGUAAAAAUCUACUUUUUAGGUCUUUAUAGAAAUUAACUCCCACAAUUCUCAAUCUUUAAUCUACAAUUGCUCCAGGCUAUGAACUCUGUAUUGUUAAUAUUCCUUUCAUAGUGUUACCAUGCGUUACUGAUUUAUAUUUUAAAUUCUGUUGGGUUUAAUACUUUGUGUAGAAUUCAAGUAAAACAAUUGGUUCCUACUCCAUCAGUGUCAUGUGCUUCAUUUGAAAAAAG